AUGCCCAAAAACAGCAAGGCCGUCAAGAGAGAGCUUGACGAUGAAGUCACAGAGUCCGUCAAAGACCUGCUAUCCAAUGAGGACACGUGUGAUGAUUCCUUUAAGAAGAGCUCGCUCAUCGUGGGUAGCGGCGGAGGUGAUGGGGAAGGGAAGGAGCUUAACCUUAACGGAGACAUGGACAUGGAGGACAGAGGCUCGGAUGCAGAAGAUGACGCAGCGAGGCCAGCCUGGAACAGCAAGCUGCAGUACAUCCUGGCCCAGGUGGGCUUCUCUGUAGGCCUGGGCAAUGUCUGGAGGUUCCCCUACCUGUGUCAGAAGAACGGAGGGGGUGAGUGGCUGUUGUGCUUAUUGGUUAGGGUAUAGAAGUCGCCUGCCCAUGGGGUUAGGAUUUGGGGAGGUUAGCCUGCCACCUCCUGCUGAUCAACAUCACAGUGGUCACAUGACUGUAUGAGUUUCUCUGUCUCCUCUUUUAGUAGCUAACAGCUAACCUGGUAACAAUCACCAAAUAACACAAUGAACCACAUUGCAAUAGGCAACAAUAACAGUAACCCCCCUAAAUAACAGUUAUUUUAACCACACAGCAACAACCAAUAACAAAACACCUAGCACAUCAUUGGUGUCCACAACUACACCAGCACAACAACAACUUAAUAUCAACCAAAACACCAUCCAUAACUUAACCAAUACAGCAACAAUAUAAUCAAAAAACAGCAGUAUAUAAAUAGCCAGAGAAGCUAUUACAGCCUCCUGCCUUCUUAACCCCAGGAGUCUAGUUAAUCUCCGUUACAUUACAGACAGUGUAAAUAAGGCGUAGUGGCCGUCGCUGGCCGUCAUACUAAAGAGGUCUGAUCACGUCUCCAUGUGUCACAAGACACGUGUCAUCUACAUGUCAUGUGGAGUUCUACCUGGAGAUGAUCAUCAUCCAAAGCCUUUUACUGCUGGCUAAGUGAAAGCUGAUUACUUAGCAGCCACUAUUAUGUCUAGCUCUCUCAGACAGUGUGGGCAGAUACACAGUAAUGACUAGCCCUAGUGGAUGCGUGUUGUCGGUGUGAAUUUUAUUGGAUUUCCCUGCCUGUAUGUGUCUGUCUGAAAGGGUGUGUGUGAAUGCAUGUCUAUGCAUGUGUGGAUCUGUAAAUGGUUUCUGAUAGGUUGUCACUAGCAUUACGUUCUCAGUAUUUAAUGCUAACUGCAUUUUGAUGCAGAGCUAUAAAAGCAGUUAUACAAGUUAUCAAAGCCGUUUCUUAUGGGUGAGUGGGUUGAAUUGUCUCCAAAAUCACAUCCUGAACAUGCUUUUAUGAAUGAAUCUAGCCUUAGUAACAUGGCCUCAAGACUCACUAGUUCCACUGACUCAACCAAGCUACCAACCCUGCCUGGUUUACAAGUGGCAUCAGUGGUUGUGACGUCAAAGGGAGGCACCCUGGCACAGCCUGGGCACCACUACAGGAUGACUCAGUAGUUUUGUUUUUAAGGAGUGGGGAAAAGUGGGAAAGAUAGGAGAAAGUGUCUCACAUAGACAGUGGGUUGCUUUCGAACCCACACAGAUAACAGUAUUUAUGUGUGCGGUAUAGUGGCGACACUAACAAGAACACCCAGGCCACAUGAGUAAUUUAUUACUCAAAAGUUAUUAAAAAAGUACAAAUUAAAAAUAAAAUAAAACAUUUGAAAGAGGAGAGUAGGGCCAGGAGUAUUUCCUGAUCAGGUCACAUAGUCAGGAAGUUGUGGGGAAUAAUAACAUGUGCUUCUGUUAUACUGUAUUAAAAACCAAUGCCAAGUCUUUAUUUAUUUAUCAUAAACUAAAUCAAACCAAAGUUUACUGGUGGCGUACACAGAUUUGCAGAUGUUAUCGCAGGUGCAGCGAAAUGCUUGGGUUUCUAGCGCCAGGAGUGCAUUAAUAAUAACUAGCAAUACAACAACAACAAAAAACGCACAUAAUCCCCAAAAAUGUAAGAAAGGAAUUAAGAAAUAUUAGGAGCAGCAAUGUCAGAGUCCGGAAUAUAUACACACUGAACCCCAAAAAAAGCAACAUGCAACAAUGUCUAAGAUUUUACUGAGUUACAGUUCAUUUGUGAACCAUUUCAGGAAACUAGGCGUAUGUCGCGGGACACUACUUCACAAGAGAGACGUUUGAACUGAAACUUAAAUAAAAAAAUAUAAAUGCAUUUUUUGGCAGAAAUGCCUUCUCGAACAUAUUAAUUAUCAUGUGCCUUAAUAACAAACUUGUAUGCCAUCUGUAAAUACAGUGAGGGAAAAAAAGUAUUUGUUCCCCUGCUGAUUUUGUACGUUUGCCCACUGACAAAGACAUGAUCAGUCUAUAAUUUUAAUGGUAGGUUUAUUUGAACAGUGAGAGACAGAAUAACAACAACAAAAUCAAGAAAAACGCAUGUCAAAAAUGUUAUAAAUUAAUUUGCAUUUUAAUGAGGGAAAUAAGUAUUUGACCCCUCUGGGCAAAACAUGCCUUAGUACUUGGUGGCAAAACCCUUGUUGGCAAUCACAGAGGUCAGACGUUUCUUGUAGUUAGUCAUUAAGGUUUCGAGGCUGACGUUUGACAACUCGAACCUUAAGAUCCCUCCACAGAUUUUCUAUGGGAUUAAGGUCUGGAGACUGGCUAGGCCACUCCAGGACCUUAAUGUGCUUCUUCUUGAGCCACUCCUUUGUUGCGUUGGCCGUGUGUUUUGGGUCAUUGUCAUGCUGGAAUACCCAUCCACGACCCAUUUUCAAUGCCCUGGCUGAGGGAAGGAGGUUCUCACCCAAGAUUUGACGGUACAUGGCCCCGUCCAUCGUCCCUUUGAUGCGGUGAAGUUGUCCUGUCCCCUUAGCAGUAAAACACCCCCAAAGCAUGUUUCCACCUCAGUGUUUGACGGUGGGGAUGGUGUUCUUGGGGUCAUAGGCAGCAUUCCUCCUCCUCCAAACACGUUGAGUUGAUGCCAAAGAGCUCGAUUUUGGUCUCAUCUGACCACAACACUUUCACCCAGUUCUCCUCUGAAUCAUUCAGAUGUUCGUUGGCAAACUUCAGACGGGCCUGUAUAUGUGCUUUCUUGAGCAGGGGGACCUUGCGGGCGCUGCAGGAUUUCAGUCCUUCACGGCGUAGUGUGUUACCAAUUGUUUUCUUGGUGACUAUGGUCCCAGCUGCCUUGAGAUCAUUGACAAGAUCCUCCCGUGUAGUUCUGGGCUGAUUCCUCACCGUUCUCAUGAUCAUUGCAACUCCAUGAGGUGAGAUCUUGCAGGGAGCCCCAGGCCGAGGGAGAUUGACAGUUAUUUUAUGUUUUUUCCAUUUGCGAAUAAUCGCACCAACUGUUGUCACCUUCUCACCAAGCUGCUUGGCGAUGGUCUUGUAGCCCAUUCCAGCCUUGUGUAGGUCUACAAUCUUGUCCCUGACAUCCUUGGAGAGCUCAUUGGUCUUGGCCAUGGUGGAGAGUUUGGAAUCUGAUUGAUUGAUUGCUUCUGUGGACAGGUGUCUUUUGUACAGGUAACAAGCUGAGAUUAGGAGCACUCCCUUUAAGAGUGUGCUCCUAAUCUCAGCUCGUUACCUGUAUAAAAGACACCUGGGAGCCAGAAAUCCUUCUGAUUGAGAGGGGGUCAAAUACUUAUUUCCCUCAUUAAAAUGCAAAUCAAUUUAUAACAUUUUUGACAUGCGUUUUUCUGGAUUUUGUUGUUGUUAUUCUGUCUCUCACUGUUCAAAUAAACCUACCAUUAAAAUUAUAGACUGAUCAUUUCUUUGUCAGUGGGCAAACGUACAAAAUCAGCAGGGGAUCAAAUACUUUUUUCCCUCACUGUAUUUCAAGCCUACCUUCAAACUCAGUGCCACUCAGUGCUUGACAUCAUUGGAUAAUCAAAAGAAAUCAGUCAAGACCUCAGAAAAAUAAUUGUAGACCUCCACAAGCCUGGUUCAUCCUUGGGAGCAAUUUCCAAACGCCUGAAGGUACCACGUUCAUCUGUACAAACAAUAGUACGCAAGUAUAAACACCAUGGGACCACGCAGCCUAAAUACCGCUCAGGAAGGAGACGCGUUCUGUCUCCUAGAGAUGAACGUACUUUGGUGCCAAAAGUGCAAAUCAAUCCCAGAACAACAGCAAAGGACAUGGUGAAGAUGCUUGAGGAAACAGGUACAAAAGUAUCUAUAUCCACAGUAAAACGAGUCCUAUAUCGACAUAACCUGAAAGGCCGCUCAGCAAGGAAGAAGCCACUGCUCCAAAACCGCCAUUAAAAAAAGCCAGACUACGUUUUGCAACUGCACAUGGGGACAAAGAUUGUAGUUUUUGGAGAAAUGUCCUCUGGUCUGAUGAAACAAAAAUAGAACUGUUUGGCCAUAAUGACCAUCGUUAUGUUUGGAGGAAGGGGGUGCUUGCAAGCCGAAGAAAAUGAGACAUGGCAAUCUGCACAAAGGCAAUAAGGCCAUUUUUAAACAAGGGAUGAGCUUUUCUUAGUAAUCUACUUGAGAACCAUUUCAGGUUCAAGUAAAACUUUUGUUUAAGUGAAGCUUUGAGAGAGAGGUUUAGUGCUUUUAUAUUUAAUAAUCUCAGCCCACCCAGUUCAUAUUCAUUAUAUAGAUAGGCACACUUUAUCUUGUCUGGUUUAGCAUCCCAGAUAAAGUGAAAUAUUUUUUGCUCAUAUGAUUUGAAAAAUGAAUCAUCAGGAGUAGGCAGCGCCAUUAGUGAGUAAAGAGAGAUAUGACUAAGGAGUUAAUCAGUGUAAUUUUUCCAUAAAUAGACAGCUAUUUACCUCUCCAUGGUUGAAGGAUCUUGUCUAUUUUGACUAGUUUUCUAUUGGAAUUCAUUGUAGAGAGCUCAUUUAUAUAUAUUUUUUAUAUUAAUAUCAAGUAUGUCUACUUCAUCGUCAGCCCAUUUUAUAGGUAAACUGCAGGGUAAUGUAAAAGUUGCAUUUUUAAAAAGAUCCAGUACGUAAUCAUAAUUAGGUUUUAGUCUAGAGAGGCCAGAAAAGUUAUCUAGACCUUCAUUGAGACAUUGCAGGGAUCUAGCUUGCAGACUUAAAACUUGAGCCAUCGGCAUACAUGGACAUCUUUGUUUUUAAGCCUUGGAUUUCUAAUCCUCUAAUGUUGUUAUUUGAUCUGAUUUGAAUAGUUAGCAUUUUGAUGGCCAUAACGAAUAGAUAUGGUGACAGUGGACACCCUUGUUUAACGCGUCUUGACAGUUCAAAACUCUCAGAGAAGUAGCCAUUAUUUACUAUUUUUCACCUGGGGUUGCUAUACAUUACUUUUACCCAUUGAAUAAGAGACUCACCGAAAUUGAAAAAAUCCAGGUAUUUAUAUAUAAAAUACAGUCUUACUUUGGGUGGUCCUCUGUAGCUCAAUUGGUAACGCCAGGGUAGUGGGUUCGGUCCCCGGGACCACCCAUACGUAAUAAUGUAUGCACACAUGACUGUAAGUCGCUUUGGAUAAAAGCAUCUGCUAAAUGGCAUAUACAUUUUUAAUUAAUCAAAGGCCUUUUCAAAAUCCACUAUGAAUACCAGGCCUGGCUUCUUAGAUGUUUCAUGUUGUUCUAUUAUUUAUAGUAUUUGUCGUAUAUUAUCUCCAAUGUAUCAUCCAUGUAAAAAAACCUGUCUGAUCAGGAUGAACAAUACCUGGUAAAACCUUUUUCAUUCUGAGUGCUAUGCAUUUCGCUAGUAUUUUUGCAUCACAACAUUAAAGUGUAAGACUGGACUGGAUCUUUAUAUUUGCCAUCUGGGUCUUGUUUUAAUAGUAGUGAAAUCAGACCUUCCUGCUGAGUACCUGACAGACUACCAUUUCUCUAGAAGUAGUUAAAACAAGUUAAUAAUGGAUGUUACCGAUAUGCCAUAAUGCCCCGGGGAUUUCUCCAGACUGAAAGGAUUUAAUAGCCUCAAAAAGUUAUUCCUGGCCUUCGCACUGAUUUUUUGUGCAUUUGUUAAUUUUUCAUUGUUUUAUUAUUUGGAAAUCAUUCCUUACUUCAUCAUUCAGAGGGUGAGGAGGAGACAAAAAAGAAAACAUAUUUUUUAAAUAUUUAGCUUCCUACUUUGAAAUGUAAUUCAGAGAAUCAUGGAUGACUCUGUCUUUAGUAACGAGUUUCUGCACAUAAUUUUCCUGUGUUGAAGAUUCAGAAAUAAUUUUGUGCAUUUUUCUCCAUAUUCCAUCCAGUGGGCUUUAUUUUUGUAAUAGAUUACAUUAAAUCGUUCUUGAAUAAGUUCCUCCAGUUCUUUUUGUUUUUCCUCUAACUUGUUUUGUAUCUCUGUAGUACUGUUUCUAUUUCUAUCUACCUGCACUAUUAGUUCCUGUAUUUUCCAGAAGUAGUCAAGACGACUAGCUUGAUUAAGUCUCCUCCAUGUAUAUCUCACUAGGUCAGGGUUGUUUAGUCUCCAAAUAUCCACUAUUUCUAAUGUGUCCAUAAUAUUUGUAAUUUCCUUAAGGGCACGGUGAUGAUAGUUUGUAGAGUGAUUUCCUUUACUGUCAAUUGAGGUACUUAACACUGUGUUAUAUUCUCCCACCAUAAUGAUUUGAUCGUUUGUUGCCUGUAAAUUCAAUAGAUUGGUAUAAAUAUUUUUGAAGAAGUAUGGAUCAUCCUGAUUUGGACUAUAUAGACAACGUUGACAUCAGCAAACCACUCUCCAAAAUGAUGCCAUACAUGCUGACUGCCAUCUGCCCGGUACAGUUGAAACCGGGAUUAAUCUGUGAUGAGCAUGCAGAGGACCUUACCUGAGACACUUUAUGACAGUUUUUGCAGAAAUUCUUCGGUUGUGCAAACCCACAGUUUCAUCAACUGUCCGGUGGCUGUUCUCAGAUGAUCCCUUAGGUGAAGAAACCGUAUGUGGAGGUCCUGGGCUGGCGUGGUUACACGUGGUCUGCGGUUGUGAGGCUGGUUGGACGUACUGCCAAAUUCUCUAUAACUGCAUUGGAGGCGGCUUAUGGUAGAGAAUUGAACAUAAAAUUCUCUGGCAACAGCUCUGGUGGACAUUCCUGCAGUCAGCAUGCCAAUUGCACGAUCUCUCAAAACUUGAGACAUCUGUGGCAUUGAGUUGUGUGACAAAACUACACAUUUUAGAGUGGCCUUUUACGGUCACCAGCACACGGUGCACCUGUGUAAUGAUUAUGCUGUUUAAUUAGCUUCUUGAUAUGCCACAACUGUCAGGUGGAUGGAUUAUCUUGACAAAGGAGAAAUGCUCUCUAACAGGGAUGUAAACUCAUUUGUGACUGACCGGCUCGAUUCGGUCAUAUGUUGAAAUUGUGUUUUUUACGUUGAAUAAAAGUAGAGAAUAUUCCGCUCCAGCCAUUACCACAAGCUCAUCCUCCCCAAUUAAGGUGCCACCAACCUCCUGUGUUGUUCACCCAUUCAGCAUCGUUCAUGUCACGGUGCUGUGUAUGGGUGUGGUGUAGAAUCAGGCGCAGGCAGCAGAGGGUAAGUCCAACAAGACUUUACUGAGCACGAAAAUUAAUCCAAAACAGCCCGGAGGCAAAAAGACGCACACAGGCGUAAAUACAAGCGCACACACAGGUGCGUAAAUCUCUCCUCACACAACAAGGAGGAAGCUCAGGAAAAAUAGCGUACCGACACGGGUAGCGCAACCACGACACAAACAAUUACACACAACACAAACCUAACAACAAGGAAACUAAAUAGGGUGCUAAAUGAGACCUAACACAAAACAGGUGUGACUAACAGACAAAACCAAACAAACAAGAAACAUCGAGCGGUGGCAGCUAGAACUCCGGAGACGACGACCGGCGAAACCUGCCCGAACAAGGAGGAGGAGCCGCCUCGGCCGAAACCGUGACAGUACCCCCCCCUUGACUUGGAGCCGCGCGCCGCCUCCGGCCUCGGGGACGACCAGGGGGACGCGGAGCAGGGCGCGUAGGAUGACCACGAUGGAAUUCGGUCAUCAGGGACGGAUCCAGAAUGUCCCUCCUUGGCACCCAGCACCGCUCCUCCGGACCGUACCCCUCCCACUCCACGAGAUAUUGGAGACCCCCCAUCCGGUGUCUCGAAUCCAGGAUGGUCCGAACCGUGUACGCCGGAGCCCCCUCGAUGUCCAACGGGGGCGGAGGAGUCUCCUCAAUCUCAAAGUCCUGGAGUGGACCAGCUACCACCGGCCUGAGGAGAGACACAUGGAACGAGGGGUUAAUAUUCUUGUAAUCAAUAGGUAGUUCUAACCUGUAACUCACCUCGUUCAAUCUCCUCAGGACUUUAAAAGGCCCCACAAACCGCCGACCCAGCUUCCGGCAGGGCAGGCGGAGGGGCAGGUUUCUGGUUGAGAGCGUCUCCUCCGAGCGCCGCACCCACUCAUCCACAGCGGGGGCCUCGAUCUGGCUCUCAUGCCAUGGUGCCAGAACCGGCUGGUACCCUAAUACACACUGGAAAGGGGUUAGUUGGGUGGAGGAGUGGCGGAGAGAGUUCUGUGCCAUCUCGGCCCAGGGCACAUAUCUCGCCCACUCCUCCGGCCGGCCCUGACAAUAUGACCUCAGAAACCUACCCACAUCCUGGUUGACUCGUUCAACCUGCCCAUUACUCUCCGGGUGGUAACCCGAGGUAAGGCUCACCGAGACCCCCAAACGUUCCAUAAAUGCUCUCCAGACUCUGGAGGUAAACUGGGGGCCUCGAUCGGACACUAUAUCCUCGGGCACCCCGUAAUGCCGGAAGACGUGAGUAAAUAGAGCCUCAGCGGUCUGUAGGGCCGUAGGAAGACCCGGCAUGGGAAGGAGACGACAGGCCUUCGAGAACCGAUCCACAACGACCAGGAUGGUGGUAUUCCCCUGUGAGGAGGGAAGAUCGGUAACAAAAUCCACCGAGAGGUGAGACCAGGGUCGUUGUGGAACGGGCAGGGGCUGUAAUUUACCCCUGGGCAAGUGUCUGGGCGCCUUACACUGGGCACACACUGAGCAGGAGGAGACAUAAACCCUCACAUCCCUGGCUAACGUUGGCCACCAGUACUUCGUACUAAGGCAGUGCACCGUCCGGCCAAUACCCGGAUGUCCAGAGGAGGGGGACGUGUGAGCCCAAUAAAUCAGCCGAUCCCGGACCUCGAGCGGGACGUACACCCGACCCACCGGACACUGUGGAGGACUAGGCUCGGUGCGUAACGCCCGCUCGAUCUCCGCAUCGACCUCCCACACCACCGGUGCCACCAGACAAGACUCCGGUAGUAUGGGAAUGGACUCCACGCACCUCUCCUCCGUGUCAUACCGACGGGACAGAGCAUCUGCCUUCCCGUUCUGGGACCCAGGGAUGUAAGUGAUCUUGAACACAAACCGGGCGAGAAACAUGGUCCAUCGAGCCUGGCGAGGAUUCAGUCUCCUAGCUGCCCGAAUGUACUCCAGGUUACGAUGGUCGGUCAGAAUGAGGAAAGGGUGCUGAGCCCCCUCAAGCCAAUGCCUCCACACCUUUAGGGCCUGUACUACGGCUAACAGCUCCCUGUCCCCUACGUCAUAAUUCCGCUCCGCCGGACUGAGCUUCUUAGAAUAAAAAGCACAGGGGCGGAGCUUAGGUGGUGUACCGGAUCGUUGAGAAAGAACUGCCCCGAUACCGGCCUCAGACGCGUCCACCUCAACUUGGAAGGGUAAAGUGGGAUCCGGGUGCGCCAACACCGGGGCCGAGGUAAACAGGUCCUUCAGUCUCCCAAAGGCCCUGUCCGCCUCAGCUGACCACUGCAAGCGCACCGGACCCCCCUUCAGAAGAGACGUUAUGGGAGCUGCCACCUGUCCAAAACCCCGGAUAAACCUCCGGUAGUAAUUCGCAAAACCCAAGAACCGCUGCACCUCUUUAACCGUAGUUGGGGUUUGCCAAUUACGCACGGCGGACACUCGGUCCACCUCCAUUCUCACCCCUGACGCAGACAACUGGUAACCCAAAAAGGAAACUGACUCCUGGAAGAACAGACAUUUCUCAGCUUUGACAUACAGGUCAUGCUCCAACAGUCUCCUCAAUACCCUGCGCACCAGGGCUACAUGCUCGGCCCGAGUAGCACUGUACACAAGAAUAUCAUCUAUGUACACCACUACUCCCUGCGCCUGCAUGUCCCGGAAAAGUUCGUCUACAAACGAUUGGAAGACUGAUGGAGCAUUCAUUAACCCAUAUGGCAUGACGAGAUACUCGUAAUGGCCGGAUGUAGUACUAAAUGCUGUCUUCCACUCAUCGCCCUCCCUAAUGCGCACCAAGUUAUAUGCGCUCCUGAGAUCCAAUUUUGUGAAGAACCUUGCCCCGUGUAAGGACUCCGUCAUGGUCCCAAUCAGAGGAAGUGGAUAGCUGUACUUCACCGUCACCUGAUUGAGACAGCGGUAAUCAAUACACGGACGCAAACCUUUCUUCACAAAAAAUAAGCUCGAGGACGCGGGAGAAGUGGAGGCCCGUAUGUAUCCCUGUCUCAGAGACUCGGCAAUGUAAGUCUCCAUUGCCCUUUUCUCCUCCUGUGACAAAGGAUACACAUGGCUCCGCGGAAGCGCUGCUCCUGUCUGGAGGUCUAUCGCACAAUCCCCUUGUCUAUGAGGUGGCAACUGUGCCGCUCUGGUCUUACUGAACACGAGCGCCAAAUCCUCAUACUCAGGAGGAAUGUGCAGUGCUGGCAUCUGGUUCGGACUCUCCACCGAGGUCGCCCCUACGGAAACACCCAGACAUAACCCCUCACACUGAGCAGACCACCCUUUAAGAGCUUUCUCUCGCCACGAAAUAGUAGGAUCAUGGGUCAUCAACCAGGGAAGCCCCAGUACCACCGGAUACGCAGGAGAGUCGAUAAGAUAGAGUUGAAUCGUCUCCUCAUGACCCCCCUGCGUCAUCAUCCUAAGUGGCGCUGUGACCUCCCCAAUCAACCCAGAUCCUAACGGACGACUAUCUAGGGCAUGUACAGGAAAGGGUUUUUCGACUGGAAGGAGGGGAAUCCCUAACUUAACACAGAAUCUCCGGUCUACAAAAUUCCCAGCUGCGCCUGAAUCGACUAGCGCCUUAUGCUGGGACCGAGGUGCAACCUGUGGGAAACAAACAGGUAAGGUAAUGUGAACGACAGAAAGCUCUGGGUAAGUAGGGCGCCUACUCACCUGGGUGGACUCCCCACUGUAUGACCUGCUCUCUCCCUCACCAGGGGACCCUCCCCAGCACCUAGCCGCGGUGUGCCCUCCGCGCCCACACUUGGUGCAGGAGACUGCCCCCCUCGGGCUCCUACCUCUUCUCCCUCUAGCGCCAGCACCUCCAAGCUCCAUCGGACACUGCUCGGAGGCGCUGGAGGGUGGAAUGGGGGGCCCCCACCUGGGACGUCCGCGGGUCGCCAGCAGGUUGUCCAGUCGAAUGGCCAUGUCCACCAGCUGGUCAAAUGUUAGUGUAGUGUCCCUGCAGGCUAACUCCCUGCGGAUGUCCUCCCGAAGGCUACAUCUGAAGUGGUCUAUGAGGGCCCUCUCAUUCCACCCCGCAUCAGCCGCUAGAGUCCGGAACUCCAGCGCAAACGCCUGAGCGCUCCUCAUCCCCUGUCGGAGGUGGAAUAGACGUUCCCCCGCCGCUCUCCCCUCUGGUGGAUGGUCGAAGACCGCACGGAAGCGACGGGAGAACUCCGCAUAGGUGACUGUGGCGGCGUCUAUUCCCCUCCACUCGGCGUUGGCCCACUCCAACGCCUUGCCGGUGAGACAGGAGAUGAGGGCGGAAACGCUCUCGUAUCCCGAGGGCGCCGGGUGUAUGGUGGCAAUGUAGAGCUCCACUUGUAGGAGGAACCCCUGACACCCGGCAGCGGUGCCGUCGUACGCCCUCGGGAGCGAGAGCCGAAUCCCACUGGGUUCCGGUCGAUGGACGGGCUGGUUGUCCGGUGGUGAAGGUGAUGGUGCGAUAGGUGGGGCUAUGGAAACCCCGCUGGUCUCCCAUCGACGAAGGGUGUCCAUGACGCCCUCCAAGGCGUGCCCGAUACCGUUGAUCCGGUGCUCGUGUCCAAGGAGACGCUCCUCCAUGGGGUCGACGGGUGCUCCUGCUGAUUCCAUUCUAGGGUGUGUAAUUCUGUCACGGUGCUGUGUAUGGGUGUGGUGUAGAAUCAGGCGCAGGCAGCAGAGGGUAAGUCCAACAAGACUUUACUGAGCACGAAAAUUAAUCCAAAACAGCCCGGAGGCAAAAAGACGCACACAGGCGUAAAUACAAGCGCACACACAGGUGCGUAAAUCUCUCCUCACACAACAAGGAGGAAGCUCAGGAAAAAUAGCGUACCGACACGGGUAGCGCAACCACGACACGAACAAUUACACACAACACAAACCUAACAACAAGGAAACUAAAUAGGGUGCUAAAUGAGACCUAACACAAAACAGGUGUGACUAACAGACAAAACCAAACAAACAAGAAACAUCGAGCGGUGGCAGCUAGAACUCCGGAGACGACGACCGGCGAAACCUGCCCGAACAAGGAGGAGGAGCCGCCUCGGCCGAAACCGUGACAGUUCACACCCUCUUAAGCCUUCACCCCACCCAUCUCUUUAAGAAUUCACAUGAGGCCAUGUGCUAAACAGAGUGAGUAAGGUAGUGUAGUAAACAACCAAAGAUUUCAAGACUAAAAGUGUUGAAAGUAGUAGCAAAAAAACACUUUAUCUAGUUCUAGGCCUAUAUCCAAAUCUGAGUUUGGUGCAGGUCAUGUUGUUCUUUACAUUACCAUCUCUGGUAAACACACACUAUAUCAAAUAAAAUCAACAUUUAUUUGUCACAUGCACAGGAUACAGCAGGUGUAAAUGGUACAGUGAAUUGCAUAUUUGCAUAGUAGCAAUAUCAGAAAUAGAAAGUGUCCAGAUAAAUAUUGUAUAAAUAUUUUAUAGUUAUUAGAUGAUUCUUACCCAGACAAAUGUUGCACAAAGACUCACAGCUAUAAUCGCUGCCAAAGGUGAUUCUAACAUGUAUUGACUCAGGGGGCUGAAUACUUAUCUAAUCAAGAUACUGUGCCUUCAGAAAGUAUUCAUACCCCUUGACGUAUUACACAUUUUGUUGUGUUACAGCCUGAAUUCAAAACAUUUACAUUUACGUCAUUUAGCAGACGCUCUUAUCCAGAGCGACUUACAAAUUGGUGCAUUCACCUUAUAGCCAGUGGGAUAACCACUUUAACAUAUUUUUUUUUUUUGGGUGGGGGGGGUGGGGUAAGGGGGGGGUUAGAAGGAUUACUUUAUCCUAUCCCAGGUGUUCCUUAAAGAGGUGGGGUUUCAAAUGUCUCCGGAAGGUGGUGAGUGACUCCGCUGUCCUGGCGUCGUGAGGGAGCUUGUUCCACCAUUGGGGUGCCAGAGCAGCGAACAGUUUUGACUGGGCUGAGCGGGAACUGUGCUUCAGCAGAGGUAGGGGAGCCAGCAGGCCAGAGGUGGAUGAACGCAAUGCCCUCGUUUGGGUGUAGGGACUAAUCAGAGCCUGAAGGUACGGAGGUGACGUGAGAGAACUUGGGAAGGUUGAACACCAGACGGGCUGCGGCAUUCUGGAUGAGUUGUAGGGGUUUAAUGGCACAGGCAGGGAGCCCAGCCAACAGCGAGUUGCAGUAAUCCAGACGGGAGAUGACAAGUGCCUGGAUUAGGACCUGUGCCGCUUCCUGUGUAAGGCAGGGUCGUACUCCGAAUGUUGUAGAGCAUGAACCUACAGGAUCGGGUUAAAUAGAUUUAUUUUUCACCCAUUUAGCCGAUUAGAGCUGUGAGUCUUUCUGGAUAAGUCUCUAAGAGUUUUGCCCACCUGGAUUGUACAAUAUUCGCCCAUGAUUAUUUUCUAAAAUCUUCAAGCUCUGUCAAAUUGCACCCGGCCACACUACAGUGUGUAUGACCCCAUUGAUUCGUACAGUUUGUAACACUCAUCUCCCAUCCGAAUGCUUGAAAAUAACAAUGCAAAGUAACAAAAUGUGAUAUCAUAUCACGUAAAAGUGAAUUACUUAGGCUUUAGGAAAUGCAACCAACUACAGAGAUUGAUUUACAUGUUUACAUUUGAGUCAUUUAGCAGACGCUCUUAUCCAGAGCGACUUACAGUUAUUGCAUUCGUCUUAAGAUAGCUAAGUGGGACAAACAGAUAUCACAGUCAUAGUAAGUACAUUUUUCCUCAAUAAAGUAGCUAUCAGCAAAGUCAGAGCUAGUAAGGGGAAAAAAUAAAAUAAAAAGUUAAGCGCAAGUUUUACUUUUGUAUUUGGAAUGUGUGUGCCUGAAAUGCUCAAUUGAUUUUAAAUGAAUAACUAUGACUUACAGUAUGUUGGGUCUGUUUUCACAGGCUUCACAUCAUAUCCCCCCUUCUUUGCCUUGGGAAAGCUGAUUUUGUAUCACAGCAUUCCUGCCGCGGUGAUUGCCCGGGAAGCUGUGCAGACAGAGUAGAUGUUGAAUUUUCUAAAAUGUCCAUCAUUACAGCUUGAUGAUAGUGGAAAGACAAAAGGAGAUGGAAAGUCAAAUAAUAAUACCCCCUUACCCCCUAAUCAUCAUGAUCAGCCCCAAUGACACAAGAUACAUCAACUGUAAGACAACAACCCACACAAUGGAAUGGCAAAAUAUGAUUUUCAAGGAUAAAUUACAAAUACUAUACACAACGCAACUACUUUUGUGGACAACAUUCCUUAAUGUCAGCUGUGUGCUGGCAGUUCUCAGACUCAAUGUAGGGGGCUUAGGGAUGGAAGAACCAAAACCAUAUAGUGACUAUCAGGUGUGUUACAGAAAAUAAACUGUUCACAAGUUAAACCAGCCACAGCCACAGUGUCAGACUCAUCAAACUCUAAUAGUUACAUUAUUUGGAGUAACUACAAUGUUGUUGAUCUAUCCUCCGUUUUUUCCAAUCACAACCAUUAACCCAUAAGAGUCUAAGCCCUGUCUAAGCCGGGGGAGGGGGAGGGUUCUACUAAGCUAUAGUACAUUUGGAAAUUAUUCAGACCCCUUGACUUUUUCCACAUUUUGUGAAGUUACAGCCUUAUUCUAAAAUGAGUAAAAUUGUUUUUUCCCCUCAUCAAUCUACACCCCAUAAUGACAAAGCAAAAACAGGUUUUUAGAAAUGUUUGCAAAUUUAUUCAAAAUAAAACACUGAAAUAUUACAUUUACAUAAGUAUUCAGACCCUUUACUCAGUACUUUGUUGAAGCACCUUUGGCAGUGAUUACAGCCUCGAGUCUUCUUGGGUAUGACGCUACAAGCUUGGCACACCUGUAUUUGGGGAGUUUCUCUCUUCUCUGCAGAUCCUCUCAAGCUCUGUCAAGUUGGAUGGGGAGCAUCGCUGCACAGCUAUUUUCAGGUCUCUCCAGAGAUGUUCGAUCGGGUUCAAGUCCGGGCUCUGGCUGGGCCACUCAAGGACAUUCAGAGACUUUUCCCAAAGCCACUCCUGCGUUGUCUUGGCUGUUUGCUUAGGGUCGUUGUCCUGUUGGAAGAUGAACUUUCACCCCAGUUUGAGGUCCUGAGCGCUCUGGAGCAGGUUUUCAUCAAGGAUCUCUCUGUACUUUGCUCCGUUCAUUUUUCCCUCGAUCCUGACUAGUCUCCCAGUCCCUGCCGCUGAAAAACUGUGUUCUUAGGGACCUUCAAUGCUGCAGAAUUGUUUUGGUACCCUUCCCCAGAUCUGUGCCUCUACACAAUCCUGUCUCGGAGCUCUACGGACAAUUCCUUUGACCUCAUGGCUUGGUUUUUGCUCAGUCAUGCACUGUCAACUGUGGGAACUUAUAUAGACAUGUGUGUCCCUUUCCAAAUCAUGUCCAAUCAAUUGCAUUUACCACAAGUGGACUCCAAUCAAGUUGUAGAAACAUCUUAAGGAUGAUCAAUGGAAACAGGAUGUACCUGAGCUCAAUUUCCAGUCUCAUAGCAAAGGGUCUGAAUAUUUAUGUAAAUAAGGUAUUUCUGUUUUUAAUUUUUAAUACAUUUGCAAAAAUGUCUAAAAACCAGUUUUUGCUUUGUCAUUAUGGGGUAUUGUGUGAAGAUAUUUAAUCAAUUUUAGAAUAAGGCAGUAACGUAACAAAAUGUGGAGAAAGUGAAGGGGUCUGAAUACUUUCAGAAUGCACCCUAUAUGGAAUUGUUUUAAGGUCAUACCAAGGAUAAUUUUGCUAUUUGAUUUUAAGACUCCUUGAAGUAUAAAAAAAUAUAUAAAACAAUUAUUUGAUGAAAAAUAUUAUUUGGCCUUACUGCUAUUAGCCCAUACAAAUGCAAUUAAUAUCAGAUUCACUACGUGGAACAACAGGUAGUGCCCCAAAAAAAUAUCUAAAGGAAGUUUGUUCUUAAGUGUCUAUCCUAUAUCUGAGAGGUAUAAGAAAGAUCAGUAAACCUGUAUUAACUGUAUUAAAUUCACCAUUGGCCUCAUGGUGAAAUCCCUGAGUGGUUUCCUUCCUCUCCGGCAACUGAGUUAGGAAGGACACCUGUAUCUUUGUAGUGACUGGGUGUAUUGAUACACCAUCCAAAGUGUAAUUAAUAACUUCACCAUGCUCAAAGGGAUAUUCAAUACCCAUCUACCAAUAGGUGCCCUUCUUUGCAAGGUAUUGGAAACCUGGUCUUUGUGGUUGAAUCUGUGUUUCAAAUUCAUUGCUCGACUGAGGGAUCUUACAGAUAAUUGUAUGUGUUGGGUAGAGAGAUGAGGUAGUCAUACUUUUUUAAAUGUUAAACACUAUUAUCGCACACAGUGACUCCAUGCAACAUAUUAUGUGACUUGUUAAGCCAAUUUUUACUCCUGAACUUAUUUAGACUUGCCAUAACAAAGGGGUUGAAUACUUAUUGACUUAAUACAUUUCAACUUUUCAUUUGUAAUUUUUGUAAAAUUUAGAAAAGCAUAAUUCCACUUUGACAUUAUGGGGUAUUGUGUGUAGGCCAUUGACUGUAUAUUAUUAGAAAAGGUGUGAACAGCAGUAGUUAUGUAGGAUGAGCCAUGACUAGAAUACAGUAUAUACAUAUAAAGUGGGUAAAACAGUAUGUAAUCAUUAUUAAAGUGACCCGUGUUCAAUUACUCUUUGUACAUAGGGCAAAGCAGUCUCUUGCAGGGUAUAGUACCGGGUGGUAGUCGGCUAAUAACAGUGACUAAGGUUUAGGGCAAGGUACUGGACGGAGGCUGGCUAGUGGUGACUAUUUAACAGUCUGAUGGCCUGGAGAUAAAAGCUGUUUAUCAGUCUCUCGGUCCCAACUUUGAUGCACCUGUACUGUCUCCUCCUUCUAGAUGGUAGCAGGGUGAACAGGCUGUGGCUCGGGUGGCUGAGCUUCUUGAUGAUCUUCUUGGCCUUCCUGUGACACCGGGUACUGUAGAUGUCCUGGAGGGCAAGCAGUGUGCCCCCGAUGAUGUGUUGGGCUGACCGCACAAUCCCGGUUGCGGACGGUGCAAUUGCCGUACCAGGCGGUGAUACAGCCCGACAGGGUGCUCUCAAUGAUGCAUCUGUAGAAGAUUGUGAGGGUCUUGGGGCCAAUAUAAAAUUAUUCAGCCUCCUGAGAUUGAAGAGGUGCUGUUGUGCCUUCUUCACCAAACCGUCUGUGUGAAUGGAACAUUUCAGGUCAUCAUUGAUGUGAACGCUGAGGAACUUGAAGCUUUUGACUCUCUCCACUGUGGCUCCGUCGAUGUGGAUGGGGGCAUGCUCUCUCUGCUGUGUCCUGUAGUCCAUGAUCAGCUCCUUUGUUUUGUUGACAUUGAGGGAGAGGUUAUUUUCCUGGCACCACUUCACCAGGGCUCGUUCCUGCUCCCUGUAGGCGGUCUCGUCAUUGUUGGUAAUCAGGCCUACCACUGUUGUGUCGUCAACAAACUUGAUUGAGUUGGAGAUGUGUGUGGCCACUAAAGGUUCAAUAAAGGUUGAAUAACGGUGAAAAACUAUCAGUGGGGUUGAAAACAUGUUGAGCCAAUAUGAGAGAAGAUACAGUAGGUUUCAAAUAAUAGAUGAAUUGCCAAUGUGCUUUGCUUCCUGGUUGACAAGUAGGCCUAUCUGCCAUUCCGGGACAGCGAAUCUUGGUUUUGGGAGGCUGAAACCAGAGAAUUUUCCUCAACCAGUGACUUUUCUUCUGUUUUCCUUAAAGGCAAGCCAGACAAAACAACCUUUGUUUUGAAACUAUAGCUUAUUGUCAGAUGUGAUAUCCUUAUUUCUGAUUCACCAAGAUUGACUUUGCAGUUGCCAGAAUAUUAGUUUGAAGCAAAACAGUUAAAGGCUUGGAGGUUUGUUUUUAUUCAAGUGAUCUACUGGCUAUACAUUGUAUUAAUCUAUUCCAGUUACUUUUGGCAAUAUGGCUCUGGCAGUAAAAACAUACAAAGAUUAUAGUACAUGCUAAAUGCCAACCACAAUUUCCUUUGAACAAAGGUUUUUGUAUUAUCUCAAUCUACCAUGUGUCUUCCAGUUGCAGUCUCAUGUCUUCUGAGUAUGUCCAGAUGCCCUGAGAGUAUCUUCACAGACAGACAGACCCUGUGUUUUACAGAGCUGUGCUAUUAUGGGCUGUGUCUUAGUAAUUCUCCCUGAAGCUGUCUAUAAAGGAAAUAAGGAAUGUAAUCUCUCUGAUGUGGACUCAAGUAGCCACAGCUCAAUUUGGGUAAUUUGAGACCUGAGUAAAUUCCAACUGGAUAUACUAUUUGGUGACACCACACACCAUGAUGAGGAAAAAUUACCAGAGUCAUGCUAGGACACACUGAGGCAGAAACUGGUGUGGUGUGCAGUCACUACAUGGUGUGAGAGAGAGAAAGAGAGAGAAAGAGAGAGAGAGAGAGAGAGAGAGAGAGAGAGAGACCGUUUCUGACACUGUUUCUCCUUCUCCACAGGGGCGUACCUGGUGCCCUACCUAAUCCUGCUGAUCGUGAUUGGCAUCCCCCUGUUCUUCCUGGAGCUGUCAGUGGGGCAGCGGAUCCGCAGAGGCAGCAUCGGGGUGUGGAACUACAUCAGCCCUCGUCUGGGGGGCAUCGGGUUUGCCAGCUGUGUGGUAAGUCAGGGGCACUACCACUACCACUGUGGGCACCACAUCUUAGAAAAAGGGGAAAGCACACACACACGAGAAGGAUUUUUUGUGUUCAUACACACACACACACACACACACACAGAGAGAGAGACAGACAAAGGAAAAUAAUUGAGAAAGGACAAGCUGCUUUAAAGAGUAACAGGUUAGAGCAGAGGAAAUUCUGGGUUUUAAAUAGGGCACUGACACCUUUCUGCGAACUAACUGGCAGCACAUGUUGGUUGAGCAUGGUUUAAUGUAGAUCAGUGUUCUGUAUUCAGGGUCUGUGUUGUUUAACUAGUGUGUUGCCUUGGCCUUGCUCCUCUGGGGUUUAGGUUUGGGUUGCUGUCAAGUUGCUGUGAAGAUGUUUUUAUUGAUAAAAGCAUUAUAACGAUAACUUUAGAUGGAUUGAUUGUGUUCAGGUAGUAAUGAUUUGGAUUGUGCACAGCAAAUUUGUGGUUAAAACUUCUGUGUUCAGAAUUCCCUGAUUGGUGAUGUGGAGGUGGGGAGAGGGCAUUCGUGGCAGGUGUGCCCCCUACCCAACUCUAUGGUCACGUGUGCCCUCUAUAUAACGCUAUGGCCAGGUAUUUAAACGGGCAGGUUUGAGGGCACCUCUUUUCAAUCCGGGGUCCUUCACCAAGACAAAGUUGAGCAGUUGGGCACGUCAUACAACUCUCACACCAAAAAACAGUAUGCAUCAUGGAAAUAGAAGCCAUACAAACAUACUCUACAGACCACAGGAGGUUGGUAGCACCUUAAUUGUGGAGGACGGGCCCGUGGUAAUGGCUGGAGCAGAAUUAGUGGAAUGGUAUCAAAUACAUCGAACACAUGGUUUCCUUGUGUUUGAUGCCAUUCCAUUUGCUCCCUUCCAGCCAUUAUUAUGAGCAGUCCUCCCCUCAGCAGCCUUCACUGCUACAGACCCACUGGCUAGUCCAUCCAAUUCAAAAAACCAAGUCUCAUGUCAACAACUGUCAGUCAUUCCAUGCCAUAUAUCAUCUCCAUCACCUGAAUAUAUAAAGACUCUUAAACCAAAUUGCAUCUCGGCCUCUGCCUGCUCUCUAACAAUAAUCUGACAGUAGAUGGGCAUCACCAUAACCCAGUUGUAAACCUCAAUCAGUUACACUCGGUGUUGAGGUAAAAGUGUUGUGAGUAUUAUAUCUGAGUGAUGAUUCUAGUGGGGUUGACACCAGUGGGAUUGAAAUUUAAUCAACACUUCAUGGUGUGGUUGUUGAGUUAAUUUCCGUCUCAUUAUCCUAUUUCCUAGCAUGCUUUGUUGCAGGUAGAUUUUUAUAAUAGUAAAAAAAUAUAUAUAUAUAUAUAUAUAUAUAUAUAUAUAUAUAUACAGUGAGGGAAAAAAGUAUUUGAUCCCCUGCUGAUUUUGUACGUUGAUCAGACUAUAAUUUUAAUGGUAGGUUUAUUUGAACAGUGAGAGACAGAAUAACAACAAAAAAAUCCAGAAAAACGCAUGUCAAAAAUGUUAUAAAUUGAUAUGCAUUUAAUGAGGGAAAUAAGUAUUUGACCCCUCUGCAAACAUGACUUAGUACUUGGUGGCAAAACCCUUGUUGACAAUCACAGAGGUCAGACGUUUCUUGUAGUUGGCCACCAGGUUUGCACACAUCUCAGGAGGGAUUUUGUCCCACUCCUCUUUGCAGAUCUUCUCCAAGUCAUUAAGGUUUAGAGGCUGACGUUUGGCAACUCGAACCUUCAGCUCCCUCCACAGAUUUUCUAUGGGAUUAAGGUCUGGAGACUGGUUAGGCCACUCCGGGACCUUAAUGUGCUUCUUCUUGAGUUGAUGCUAAAGAGCUCGAUUUUGGUCUCAUCUGACCACAACACUUUCACCCAGUUCUCCUCUGAAUCAUUCAGAUGUUCAUUUGCAAACUUCAGACGGGCAUGUAUAUGUGCUUUCUUGAGCAGGGGGACCUUGCGGGCGCUGCAGGAUUUCAGUCCUUCACGGCGUAGUGUGUUACCAAUUGUUUUCUUGGUGACUAUGGUCCCAGCUGCCUUGAGAUCAAUGACAAGAUCCUCUGGGUUCUGGGCUGAUUCCUCACCGUUCUCAUGAUCAUUGCAACUCCACGAGGUGAGAUCUUGCAUGGAGCCCCAGGCCGAGGGAGAUUGACAGUUAUUUUAUGUUUCUUCCAUUUGCGAAUAAUCGCACCAACUGUUGUCACCUUCUCACCAAGCUGCUUGGCGAUGGUCUUGUAGCCCAUUCCAGCCUUGUGUAGGACUACAAUCUUGUCCCUGACAUCCUUGGAGAGCUCUUUGGUCUUGGCCAUGGUGGAGAGUUUGGAAUCUGAUUGAUUGAUUGCUUCUGUGGACAGACUUUUAUGCAGUUAACAAACUGAGAUUAGGAGCACUCCCUUUAAGAGUGUGCUCCUAAUCUCAGUUUGUUACCUGUAUAAAAGACACCUGGGAGCCAGAAAUCUUUCUGAUUGAGAGGGGGUCAAAUACUUAUUUCCCUCAUUAAAAUGCAAAUCAAUUUACAAUUUUUUUUUGUUGUUAUUCUGUCUCUCACUGUUCAAAUAAACCUACCAUUAAAAUUAUAGACUGAUCAUUUCUUUGUCAGUGGGCAAACGUACAAAAUCAGCAGGGGAUCAAAUACCUUUUUCCCUCACUGUAUGUUUCUGCAUGCACAUUGAUUGAUUAAUUGAUCUAAGAUAAAUAACUCAACAUUUUCUAAACUAAUCCAAUCUGUAAGUGGUUGGGCUUAUUGCACCCAUUACUGGGGUUGGGUUUAUUGCACCCAUUACUGGGGUUGGGUUUAUUGCACCCAUUACUGGGGUUGGGUUUAUUGCACCCAUUGUUCCAGUUUAGAUGGUUUAGGUGAUUUAGUUUAAGUUCCUAACCAUAGCACUCAUUCUGAAUGCAGAUUAUGGGUGAUAAGAAGUUCCAAUUAUUGAAUAUCCUCCCUAUGGCUGGAUUCCAAUAGGAAUUACAAUUUGCAACACCCAUGUCUCUGUCACAAGUCGGAAUUUGCAACACCCACAGUGUUAGGGAUCCAACCCUCUGGGGGUAUUAGUUUAUCAACACCUUGAAAAGUGUUAGUUGAACACUAUUUUGGUGGGUCAUAUAUAAUUUCUAAGAAAGUGUUGAAUUUAACAUUGUGGGUGUUAAAAUUCUGAUCUCAAAUUUGCUGUGUGUGGAUUCAACACUAUAACUUUUUGUUCUGCAGGUGUGCUUCUUUGUGGCCCUCUACUACAAUGUGAUCAUUGGGUGGAGUCUGUUCUACUUCUCCCAGUCCUUCCAGCAGCCUCUGCCAUGGCACGAGUGUCCCCUGGUCAAAAACAAAACGACUAUGUGUAAGACACACACACUCACCUUCAUCCAGCACAUGCUCACACCUUCAUGACACAAGAGGCAAGAACUAUACAGGUGGCUCUUCAUAACUAGCAUACAAGUUCAUAAAAAAGCAUGUAAUAAAGUCAUAGUGUUUAGAUACCCCCCAGUGAAAGUGAUACAGUAAGGCAUUAGCCAUACUAUAGUCAUACAGUAAUCCAUUAUAAAGUGUGCUCUAGUUUAAUCAGUAACAACCACCGUUUUGUCUGUCCCUCCUCCCUCCAGUUGUGGUGGCUGAGUGUGAGAAGAGUUCGGCCACCACCUACUACUGGUACCGUGAGGCUUUGAAUAUCUCUGACUCCAUCUCUGAGAGCGGAGGCCUCAACUGGAGGAUGACCAUCUGUCUGCUGGCCGCCUGGUCCAUGGUCUGCCUCGCCAUGAUCAAGGGCAUCCAGUCCUCUGGGAAGGUGAAGGAAAAAAAGGAGAGAGAGAGAAAGAGAGAAAGAGAGAGAGAGAGAGUGAGAGAGUAAAGGGGGGGGGGGGGAAGCUUAUUAGUUAGUUACUGUAUACCUGAUAGACCUGGCCUAGUUGGUUAGCCAUUGACCUGUUAGCCGUGUGUGUGUAUAGUUAAACGACACCGCCGUUUGGCCUCAGUGAUGUCCCUUGACAGGUCUUCCUAAUGAUAACUGACUGGAAAUUAUCUGGAGCUCAUGUGAUCCGGGUUUGGAUGUUACUGUAGCCAAGUUGACAGUAGCAUGACUAGCAUCCGGACGGAUUUGCCCAACUGGCUAACGUUACCGUCUUCUUUAGCAGGUCAUCUUGAUCCUUUAUCCAGGUUUUCUCUUGUCAUAUGACUACUAUUAGCUAGCCAGUUACAAGGUCAGAGUUAAGGUCGUUGGUUAAAUAACUCAAUUUUUUUUUAAAGGCUUUAAUCCCCAUCGGAAAAUUCCAUUAUGAUAACGUCACUGUUGUUUUUAGCGUUAGCCCUCCAUUCCGUGUCAGGCUGGAGCCAGGUCAGGAGAAACUGUGUCAGGUCUUUCUUAAUCUACCAUAAGUGUGAAAAACGUAAAGUUACUUGCAUAACCCUGGUUCUCUGAUAAUAUGAGUGAGGGGUUCGCUAGGACUGCCUACUCUCUCUGAAGUACCUAUCAAAAGCGUCUGUUGGAGAUAGACAGGUAAAGUGGCAAAUGAGGUGAGACUCUCACUUCCACAAAGGAGCCAGUCUCCCACCCUCUGGUUAUUCUCAAGCAUGCUUCUCUUCCUCUCGCUCUGAAUGCGGUGCUACAUCUCACUCAUAUUGUCAGAUAACUGGGGUUACGCAAGUAACGUUAAGUUCUCUUUCAAAUACUCAUUUCGAUGUAUCACAUGUGGGGAUAUGGCCAACUCCUGUAUUGCAAAACAGGCUUUCCGAAGCCACCCUCAGAGGUCCCGAAACUAAGGGAGUACGCUCCGAGAAGGUGCAGAGACAACCCGUUGGGAGCAACCUCAUAACAAAGUGAGGGGAAGCACAAAAUCUCUGUAUAAUGAGAUGUCCCAAAAACAGUGUCAAAGAGGUAAACCCCUCUGUAGGAGAGGGCCCAUUCAGGCCCCUCCAAAGGCUAUCACCCUUGCAAUAUUAUAAAUAAAUAUAAUGGUCCCAUGAUCCAGCAGGAUAUUGCUGAAAGAGAUGGGCCCACCUUCUUCCAAGGGUGUUUGCCCAAUGAGUAAAGAGCAUGACACCCUUGCCCGAGCUCUCCUACAAUCCAAGUAAAUGCGAACCGUACAUACUGGACAACGACAGGGACACCCUUCUAGGUAAGGCGACAGGCGAAAAGCCAUAGGCUCAAAGGUGUAACAAUAGGGAAAAAGUCAACCGGGCCAAAGAUUGGUUUAGUACAUUAACCUGAAAAAUCCCUGGGCAGACUGUGGGCAUUUGCUGGUCGAGCACAGUCCACCCAUACGCUUAGGGACGCCAAGGGCAGUAGUAAAGCGAAAGGAGGUAUAUAACGUUGCCACGAUUUAAGCACAAUAGUCACGUCCCAGGACAAGCUAAAUGCUUAAAGACUUGGCGUAAGCGACGUGCCCCCCUUAGAGACUACACUACAGUUAUGUAUCACUGUCGGGGCCUUGGCAGGCCGAGAAAGCGGCAAAAUGAACUUAACAAGAUGAACCUUCUCUCCGUCCAAAAGAUCCUGCAAGGCGCAUAGGACCAUGGAAAACAGAGUGUAGGAUAGAACAAUCUGUAUAGUCACAACACUUUUCCACGACAAAAACGCACCAACUGGGUGUGCAUUAGGGGCUGGCACUCUUUUCCAAGACUCUUUCCAUUCUUUUUUUAUAAACUGUAUAUAUUUUUUUCUCUCUCACCAGCUAUCCCCCGAAGGCUAAAUCAUCCGGAUGAGGAUGGAGAAUUGCUUCGUUCGCUAGGUCAGGUUCUCACAUUUCUGGGGCUGGGAAACCCUUUUGUGAUAGCACAUUCAUCAGGGACCCCCUCAUAACUCGAGGGAGAUAGAAAUAGCAUACAAGGUGUUUUACUAUGACUUCGGCAGAGCAUGGCCAGACAAACCAAGUCUCGGGCCCUGGGAAGAAACAUUUUAAAGGCCCCCCAGCUAGCAUAUUUGAUUCCUUGGAAGUUGUGGGAACAUAUUUUUUUGGUUUCCCAUUGGUUCUGAGAACGAAGCCAUACGUUUCCUGACCGGUGAAAGAGAAAGGUUUUUAAAUGUUCUGAGAACGGAAGUGAUUUCACCUUUUCUGGGAACGUACAUUUUUAGGUUUCAGUGAGGUUCUGAUAAUGUUUUACUAUGGUUCCCUGAAAGUUUUCCUGGGAGGUUUUAUUAACGUUCUGAGAACAGAAAUUAUAGGUUAUUUGAAAGUAAUUAAAUAAUGUUCUGAGAAUAUAUUUCAAUAAGACUUUUAAUAACACUGCUAGCUUAGUUUAACUGUUAUGAACACUAAGCACAGAUAGGACACAUGGAAAUUAAUUUGCUUAGGCAUUAAUCAUGCAAAUACAUGUAUUUUUUAUUGUGGCAAGGCAUCAGUGAAAUUUUAAACCUAUGAUUUUCUGCUCUCUAUCCAUGGAAUUAUUCCACUGAGCAACCAGGAUGAAGCUAGCAUGCUGUGGGUUUUUUAACUCAUACAAAGCUGUUCAUUUUAGUCUAUGCAAACAGACCCUAUUUCAAAGGAAACAAGCGCUCAUUAAUAUCAGGUGACGGUUGUUGAGGUUGGUCCUGUGUUCUCCCUGGCGUCCUUUCCCCCUUGCGGCAGGUGUGGGAUGUGGGUGCGUUUGCACGCUCGGCCCAUUUCCUCCGCAGUCAACCAUAUGGUGUGCAUUUUUGUGUUUGGAAAGGUGCGGUGUUAAUUGAGUGAGAGGGGAAAUGGUUGCAUGUCCUAGAGCCGACGGGUGUUUAUGAGCAGGGGUAGUGAGAGAGAGCUUUCAAUUUUGUGUAGAUGAGGGAUAUACAUUUUUAAAUAUAGUAUACAUCUAAUCUAAUUUUUUAUUGUCCUAUCAUGAUGGAAAGAUCCCCAACCCUAUAUCCUGGACACCCACCUGAGUGACCCAUACACCAAAGAGAAGUUCCCAUCUCUUUUCUGGACCUGCUGUGAGUAUGCAGCCUAAACAGAUAAAUAAAUGCGGUCAGAGACCUACUUGAGCAGCACCGCCCCCUCAAGAUUCUGAGCCUGCCUGGCAGGGUUGGUCCUACAAAGCCAGAGCCCCCUGAUGGGAGAGCAUAAUAUACAAGGAAAUUCUCAAAGCUGCUAAUGAGAACCUUGACGACCUUUUACCUAGCCGGUGGGGAUUCCGGUGGGGUACCCCCACCCAGGUAGUUGGCAGUGCUGGCAACACUGGCUGCAGUAACCCAUGGGGAGGGGGUCACACUCGGACAAUCAGAGAGGGGGUUUAUCAUUGUGGCCCAGGUGGCACAAAAUAAUCAAAGGUCUGACUGCACGGAGAUGCUUGGGAAAAAUGGUUACAACGGGGGACCAGAGUGUUUGUGUCUCAGGUAAAGAGGGUGGAUCUGAUCUCCAUCCCCUAGGACUUGACAAAGAUUAAGUAGAUUAAUCAAAUCUCACAUUGUUGUCAAUUUCUGCUCAAUCUUGCAUGCUUUCUCAAUCAGCUGUAACUGUAUGUGCACUCGUAAAUCAGGUCCUUUCUUGAGUUGGGCUCUGGGAUAUAACAACCGUUGAGUAUCUGAUUUUAUGGUGGAUUGUGGAGGAGGGGGGUUGAGUGUGUUGGAGUAUGUGCGUGUAUGUUUGUCCGGCUUCUGUUGUGGGGGGGUGGGGAUGUUGGGGAGGGGUAUGGGAUGGACCACAGUAAUUAUUUGCUAGGAUAAUAAUUGCUUGUCAAUAAAUUAAAUGUAAUACAAUGGAAAUCCGUGUUAUAUGUUAAAAUCCUACGCAUGAACUGCCGACAUUAUUACGCAUAUUAAUGUAUAAUGAUGGAAAAUAAGAUAUGCAAGAUAUUUGAAUAGAUAUAUAUUUUUAUAUAGAGGUGACAGCAUUGGAAAUGCUUUUGGCGGUUAAUCUGCUUCUGUUUUGUGCGUGGCACUGUGUGCUGUUUUCGAUGGAUGGGUCCUGGCCUCUCGGGGCCCUAGGGAUCCGGAGGGAUGUGGGUGGGAUGCCGAUCACUGGGAUGACGGCUCAACUUGGGAUGGGGAGGGGCUUUAGCGGGGGAAUUAGUGGAGAACAAUUGAAGGGAUACUUAGUAGCAAUGCAAAUAUCAUGGUACAGCUAUAUGGACACUCAAUCAUUACGGUAUUUUUUAUUGGUAAAUUUACAAACAUAUAUAAUGAUAAAUAGACUUGAAACUUGUGUCUCAUUAUGGUGUAUGGGGAAAUAAGUAUAGCCAGUUAUAAUUGUAAUGGCUUAGCUGAUAAUAACAAAAGAAGAACAAUAUUUACAUGGCUCAAAGAGAAGGAAUAUAAUAUCUAUUGUUUACAGGAAACUCAUUCAACAAGUUGCGUGGAAAAAGGAAUGGGGGGGCGAAAUAUACUUCUCCCAUGGGCAAAGAAAUUCAAAAGGGGUGAUGAUAUUAAUUAAUAGUAAUUUCGAUCCGAAUGUGCAAAUUGUCCAAAUAGAUAUGCAAGGUACAUGGAUUAUUUUAAAUAUGUUAUUGGACAAUAAACAGAUAUGGCUCAUUAACAUUUACGGACCAAAUAAUGAUGAUCCACACUUCUUUGACAAUAUAUAUAAUAAAGUAUCAACCCUGCAUGCAAUUCAAGACAAUAUUAUUAUGGUGGGGGAUUAUAAUAUUGUUUUAAAUAGCUCAAUGGACCGUAAAGGAAAUCACACCACAAACAAUCACCCACAUGCUCUUAAGAAAAUCGUGAAUGUCAUGGAUACAUUAGAACUAGUAGAUAUAUGGAGGCUUAAAUAUCCUGAUCUAGUGAGAUAUACAUGGCGGAGACUCAAUCAAACUAGUCGUCUUGACUUCUUUCUUAUCUCAUUCUCGUUGGCACCAAAAGUUUAAAAAGUGUUGAUAGGGGACAGAAUGCGGUCGGACCAUCAUAUAAUUGGCAUAUACAUUACUCUUACUGAAUUUCCACGUGGGCGAGGAUAUUGGAAAUGUAAUCAAAGCCUAUUGGAUGCUAAUUUAUUUUUAACUAGGACAAAGGAAUUUAUAACUAACUUUUUCCGACAUAACAUAGGUACAGCAAAUCCCCUUAUUGUAUGGGACACCUUUAAAUGUGCCUUUAGAGGCCAUGCAAUUCAGUACUCAUCUCGAAAACAAAAGCAAUUUAGGUCAAAAGAGUUUAUACUAACAAAGGAAAUAGAAAGUCUAACAGAACAGAUAGAUGGCAAUAAAAACUGUAACAAAGAGGCUCAGAAUUAGAGGAAAAACAAAAAGAAAUGGAGAAACUUAUUCAAGAAAGAUCAAGUGUAAUAUAUUAUAAAAAUAAAGCAAACUGGAUGGAAUAUGGGGAAAAAUGCACCAAAUUAUUUUUUAAUCUUCAACAUAGGAAUGCUACCAAAAAGAAUUUAAUGAAACUGGUUACAAUUGAUGGAGUAACCCAUGAUUCACCAAAUUAUAUUUUGAAGGAGGAAACAAGGUACUUUAAGCAUAUGUUUUCGUUUCAGUCGCUCUCCAUCUCCUCUAACUGAAACUAAUUGUAGAGAUUUGUUUUCUAUUGAUAAUGUAAAAUUAACAGCCAAACAGAAAGACUCCUGUGAAGGUGAAAUUACAGAGGAGGAAUUUCUGGAUGCAAUUAAAGACUUUAAGUCCGGGAAAACUCCAGGGUUGUAUGGCAUACCAGUCGAAGUAUACCAAACCUUUUUUGAUAUACUAAGAUUAUCAUGUUUUAACCACUCCUAUGUAAAUGGUCGAUUAUCUGACACUCAAGAAGAAGGUCUGAUCUCAUUAUUACUGAAACAGGAUACAAGUGGAAAAUAUAAAGAUCCAGUCCAUUAAAAAAAUUGGAGGCCCCUUACACUUCAGUGUUGUGAUACAAAAAUUCUAGCAAAAUGUAUAGCGCAUAGAAUUAAAAAGGUAUUGUCGGAUAUUAUUAAUUCUAAUCAGACAGGUUUUUUACAUGGAAGAUACAUUGGAGAUAAUAUAAGGCAAGUAUUGGAAACAAUAGAACAUUAUGGAAAAUCUGAGAAACCAGGCCUGCUAUUCAUAGCAGACUUCGAAAAGGCAUUUGAUAAAAUACGACUGGGGUUUAUAUAUAAAUGCCUGGAGCAUUUCAAUUUUGGAGAAUCUCUUAUAAAAUGGGUCAAAAUCAUGUAUAGUAACCCUAGGUGUAAAAAAGUUAAUAAUGGCUAUUUCUCAGAAAGUUUUAAACUGUCAAGAGGAGUGAAACAAGGUUGUCCACUAUCGGCAUAUCUAUUUAUUGAAGCCAUCGAGAUGUUAGCUAUUAAAAUCAGAUCCGACAAUAAUAUCAGGGGAUUAGAAAUCCAGGGCUUAAAAAUAAAGGUGUCAUUGUAUGCUGAUGAUUCAUGUUUUCUUUUAAAUCCAAAACUAGAAUCACUCCACAGCCUCAUAGAGGAUCUAGAUACAUUUUCUAACCUCUCUGGAUUAUAACCAAAUUAUGACAAAUGUACUAUAUUACGUAUUGGAUCAAUAAAAAAUAAAAAAUGUACAUUGCCAUGUAGUUUACCAAUAAAAUGGUCUCAUGGUGAUGUGGAUAUACUCGGAAUACAUAUCCCAAAGGAAAUAAAUGAUCUCACUUCAAUAAAUUAUAAUAGAAAGUUAGCAAAAAUAGAUAAGAUAUUGCUACCAUGGAAAGGUGGGUGCCUGUUAAUUUGUGGAAAAAUCACCCUGAUUAACUCUUUAGUAUUAUCCCAGUUUACCUAUUUGCUUAUGGUCUUGCUUACACCUAGCGAACAGUUUUUUAAAUUAUAUGAGAAAAAAAUAUUCAAUUUUAUUUGGAACGGCAUGCCAGACAAAAUUAAACGGGCCUAUUUAUAUAAUGAAUAUGAAUUCGGAGGACAGAAAUUAUUAAAUAUUAAAGCAUUAGACCUAUCACUAAAAGCUUCAGUCAUAUAAAAGUUAUACUUAAAUCCGAACUGGUUCUCUAGCAAAUUAGUAAAAUUGUCUCACCCAAUGUUCAAGAAUGGCCUUUUUCCCUUUAUUCAGAUUACAACCACUCACUUUCAGUUAUUUGAAAAGGAUAUCAUCUCCCAGAUAUCACUAUUUCUAAAACAAGCCAUAGAAAGUUGGUUGCGAUUUCAAUUUAAUCCUCCAGAAACGACAGAACAGAUAAUGCAACAAAUAUUGUGGUUAAACUCAAAUAUACUAAUUGACAAAAAAACUUAUUUUUUUUGACAAAAUGUUUAAAAAAGGUAUAAUCUUUGUAAAUGAUAUCAUCGGUAGGACUGGUGGAGUUAUGUCGCACAUGCAGCUAACAAAAACAUAUGGAAAUGUCUGCUCUACCCAAAAUUACAACCAAAUAAUUGCAGCCUUACCGCAAAAAUGGAAGAGGAAAGUGGAAGGAGGAGAAAGUAAGAAACUUGUCUGUCGGCCUUGCAUUAAAGAACAUAAUUGGUUAAGGAAAACUGUGAUAAAUGAAAAAGUAUAUCAGUUUCAUUUAAGGACCAAAGGAUUGACAGCCGUCCCAUAUAGAUUGCAAAAUGGUUGGGAAGAGAUUUUUGACGUACCGAUCCCAUGGCAUAGUGUUUAUGAACUGAUACGCAAAACGAUACCGGAUUCAAAACUUAGAAUCUUUCAAUUUAAAUUAUUAUCUAAAAUUCUUGCUACCAAUAGAAUGUUAUUUAUAUGGGGGAUACAAUCCUCCAAGCUCUGCAGAUUUUGCUGCGAAGAGACAGAAUCAUUAGAUAAUUUGUUUUGGUACUGUCCAUUUGUAGCUUGUUUUUGGACACAGGUCCAGGAAUGGCUAAAGGAUUGCAAUAUUUACCUGGAGCUAACCCUGCAGAUAGCACUACUGGGUGAUCUGAAAAGUCAUAGUCAAUCGAUCAAUGACAUAAUAAUACUAUUAGCAAAAAUGUUUAUUUUCAAUUCACAAUCUGUAGAAACAAUGAGAAUAGAAAGGUUCAGAACUUUUGUAAGACAUCACAGUACAGUUGAAAUAUAUAUGGCAAAUAGAAAUCCUAUAUGGAUGGUGUUAAAAGAUAGAUGGGAGGUGUUGAAUGGAAUUGAAGGAUGGGACUAAUAACAACUAACAACAAACAAUAACAAGAUAACUAAUAAUGUAGGCACGCUGUGUCCAUAAUAAGUGUAUGGGUUGUAGGCUGGGAGCUUUUGUGAAGGAGCACAGUUAGAAAUAUAUGGCAUAUAGAAGCAAACCGGAUGGACAUCAUGAAAAUGAUCGGAGAGGUUGAGAGUAGAAGAAGUUCAGGAGAAAGAACAAACAAAAUGUAAUUAUUGUAAAAUUGACUGUGUCCAUAAAAUGUAGAUAGUGGGUAUGGGCUGGAAGUAGAGGCCUAGGCGUUGUUGUUCACUAGUUUACUCCAAGUGGGGAAAGGGUGGCGGGAUUGGAAAGUAAUAAAGGGGAAUAUAUAUAUAUAUUUUAAAGGAUAUGUAUGUGUAUGUAUAUAUGUGGGUGUUUAUGUGUGUGUGUAUGUGUGUAUAUGUAUAUGUGUAUGUAUGUAUGUAUGUAUGUAUGUAUGUAUGUAUGUAUGUAUGUGUGUAUGUGUGUGUGUAUAUAUAUAUGUACAGUGGGGGAAAAAGUAUUUAGUCAGCCACCAAUUGUGCAAGUUCUCCCACUUAAAAAGAUGAGAGAGGCCUGUAAUUUUCAUCAUAGGUACACGUCAACUAUGACAGACAAAAUGAGAAUUUCUUUUCCAGAAAAUCACAUUGUAGGAUUUUAUAUGAAUUUAUUUGCAAAUUAUGGUGGAAAAUUAAGUAUUUGGUCAAUAACAAAAGUUUCUCAAUACUUUGUUAUAUAACCUUUGUUGGCAGUGACACAGGUCAAACGUUUUCUGUAAGUCUUCACAAGGUUUUCACACACUGUUGCUGGUAUUUUGGCCCAUUCCUCCAUGCAGAUCUCCUCUAGAGCAGUGAUGUUUUGGGGCUGUCGCUGGGCAUCACAGACUUUCAAAGAUUUUUUAUGGGGUUGAGAUCUGGAGACUGGCUAGGCCACUCCAGGACCUUGAAAUGCUUCUUACGAAGCCACUCCUUCGUUGCCCGGGCGGUGUGUUUGGGAUCAUUGUCAUGCUGAAAGACCCAGCCACGUUUCAUCUUCAAUGCCCUUGCUGAUGGAAGGAGGUUUUCACUCAAAAUCUCACGAUACAUGGCCCCAUUCAUUCUUUCCUUUACACGGAUCAGUCGUCCUGGUCCCUUUGCAGAAAAACAGCCCCAAAGCAUGAUGUUUCCACCCCCAUGCUUUACAGUAGGUAUGGUGUUCUUUGGAUGCAACUCAGCAUUCUUUGUCCUCCAAACACGACGAGUUGAGUUUUUACCAAAAUGUUCUAUUUUGGUUUCAUCUGAUCAUAUGACAUUCUCCCAAUCCUCUUCUGGAUCAUCCAAAUGCACUCUAGCAAACUUCAGACGGGCCUGGACAUGUACUGGCUUAAGCAGGGGGACACGUCUGGCACUGCAGGAUUUGAGUCCCUGGCGGCAUAGUGUGUUACUGAUGGUAGGCUUUGUUACUUUGGUCCCAGCUCUCUGCAGGUCAUUCACUAGGUCCCCCCGUGUGGUUCUGGGAUUUUUGCUCACCGUUCUUGUGAUCAUUUUGACCCCACGGGGUGAGAUCUUGCGUGGAGCCCCAGAUCGAGGGAGAUUAUCAGUGGUCUUGUAUGUCUUCCAUUUCCUAAUAAUUGCUCCCACAAUUGAUUUCUCCAAACCAAGCUUCUUACCUAUUGCAGAUUCAGUCUUCCCAGCCUGGUGCAGGUCUACAAUUUUGUUUCUGGUGUCCCUUUGACAGCUCUUUGGUCUUGGCCAUAGUGGAGUUUGGAGUGUGACUGUUUGAGGUUGUGGACAGGUGUCUUUUAUACUGAUAACAAGUUCAAACAGGUGCCAUUAAUAAAGGUAACGAGUGGAGGACAGAGGAGCCUCUUAAAGAAGAAGUUACAGGUCUGUGAGAGCCAGAAAUCUUGCUUGUUUGUAGGUGACCAAAUACUUACUUUCCACCAUAAAUUGCAAAUAAAUUCAUUAAAAAUCCUACAAUGUGAUUUUCUGGAUAUUUUUUUCUCAAUUUGUCUGUCAUAGUUGACGUGUACCUAUGAUGAAAAUUACAGGCCUCUCUCAUCUUUUUAAGUGGGAGAACUUGCACAAUUGGUGGCUGACUAAAUACUUUUUUUCCCCACUGUAUGUAGGCCCUAACAGUUUGUGGGCACCGUUUGUCACCUUUAUAGUACAAUAAAUGUAUUGUUUAGUGUUGUGUUGUGUAGUGGCUUUGCUGGCAUGCAUCCACAAAUUUUGUGUUUUGUUUGCCCCACCAAGAUUUACAUGCGAAAAUGGCCACUGGUCUGAAUACUUAUAUAAAUAACGUAUUUCUGUUUUUUAUUUUUUAUAAAUGUGCAAAAAUGUUUAAAAACAUGUUUUCACUUUGUCAUUAUCGUGUAUUGUGUCUAGAUUGAGGACCAUUUUUAUUUAUUUAAUCAAUUUUGGAAUAAGGCUGUAACGUAACAAAAUGUGGAAAAAGGGAAGGGGUCUGAAUACUUUCCAAAUGCACUGUAGUUAGGAGCCUUGUGGCUAACAGCUAGCAAUAUUGAUCACCGUAUAACGCUAUAGCCAUGAGGCUAGUGGGGCGUUAGUUAGCUAGCAGCUACCUCGUGGUGAAGGUGUGCCGUGUCUAGCUUAGUGCUGGCUGAAGGAAACCGAGUGAUUGAGAAAGAGUGCUCCCGCGACCGACAAUGCCAUGAAGGCUGAGAGAGUCGGUGUAGUUAACACAACAUGUGAACGCAGGUUAACUAGACUAGAGAAGGGAGCCAGCAAUGCUACUAUAUUGCUGGUAGGGUAUGCUAGGGAAGUUGUGUAGCUUGCCUGUCAGCAAGCUAGCCAAGUUAGCCUUGCAGCAUGUCUUAACACUAGAACCGCCAUAGGCCAAUGGCCACUGACAUUUGAUUUUGUAAAUAAAAUUAAUCAGCCCCCCAAAAAAUAAUUGCAAUGUCCUGCUCCUUCCCUAAUUUUUCGUAAAUGUUUGUAUUUUGCAUUUCUCAUUUGUCCGAAUUUUUUGAAAUCACAAACAGAAAAGUAUUUGGAGCCUUUUUACCUGUUUUUUGUUUUUUUCUCACACCUAUUCCCAACUUAAUCAGCCAAGACAAUGCGCUGUGGUAGGACGUUGGUACCCAGCCAGUCUCUCCUCACUGAAUGAAUGACAAAUGGCUUAUAAUUGUGCAUGUUAUUUUGUUAUUUCACAAUUGAAUUUAGAUUAGGUGUAAUGAUGAGUUUAUGUUAUGCCUAUUAAUCAGCGUUGGAGCACAUGUUAAUCAUUUGAUACCAUUCUCUUUUACGUUUUUUUAGCUGUUACAGGACAGUUUUAUUUAUUAUAUCUCUAUGACUAAUCACCUUUAUUGUAAGGGAAACAAAACAUGCUAUUUGUUGCAGUAGGCUUUUAGAAUAAUGCAAAACAUAUCCUUGACUCUAUCCAGGUUGAUGAGUGAGGGGAAACAAACAAUGCCAGUCAGCCUGCACAGCCAGCCCAUCAAAACUACACCUAAACUAUACCCAAACUAAUUUCACACAUAAUAAAAGCUAGCCUAAAGACAAGAUUCAAUCGACGAUAGUCUGAUGAGUGACAAUAUUAUCAGUUGUCAAAUUGUACGUGAAGAGAUUGGCGCAGCUUGGAAUUGACAGAUGCAGGGAAAGGAGCAACACUUGCAGGUAAAAUGUAAAAUGUUUUGAUUUCUAUAUACACUGCUCAAAAAAAUAAAGGGAACACUUAAACAACACAAUGUAACUCCAAGUCAAUCACACUUCUGUGAAAUCAAACUGUCCACUUAGGAAGCAACACUGAUUGACAAUAAAUGUCACAUGCUGUUGUGCAAAUGGAAUAGACAACAGGUGGAAAUUAUAGGCAAUUAGCAAGACACCCCCAAUAAAGGACUGGUUUUGCAGAUGGUGACCACAGACCACUUCUCAGUUCCUAUGCUUCCUGGCUGAUGUUUUGGUCACUUUUGAAUGCUGGCGGUGCUUUCACUCUAGUGGUAGCAUGAGACGGAGUCUACAACCCACACAAGUGGCUCAGGUAGUGCAGCUCAUCCAGGAUGGCACAUCAAUGCGAGCUGUGGCAAGAAGGUUUGCUGUGUCUGUCAGCGUAGUGUCCAGAGCAUGGAGGCGCUACCAGGAGACAGGCCAGUACAUCAGGAGACGUGGAGGAGGCCAUAGGAGGGCAACAACCCAGCAGCAGGACUGCUACCGAGGAGCACUGCCAGAGCCCUGCAAAAUGACCUCCAGCAGGCCACAAAUGUGCAUGUCUCUGCUCAAACGGUCAGAAACAGACUCCAUGAGGGUGGUAUGAGGGCCCGAAGUCCACAGGUGGGGGUUGUGCUUACAGCCCAACACCGUGCAGGACGUUUGGCAUUUGCCAGAGAACACCAAGAUUGGCAAAUUCACCACUGGCGCCCUGUGCUCUUCACAGAUGAAAGCAGGUUCACACUGAGCACGUGACAGAUGUGACAGAGUCUGGAGACGCCGUGGAGAACGUUCUGCUGCCUGCAACAUCCUCCAGCAUGACCGGUUUGGCGGUGGGUCAGUCAUGGUGUGGGGUGGCAUUUCUUUGGGGGGCCGCACAGCCCUCCAUGUGCUCGCCAGAGGUAGCCUGACUGCCAUUAGGUACCGAGAUGAGAUCCUCAGACCCCUUGUGAGACCAUAUGCUGGUGCGGUUGGCCUUGGGUUCCUCCUAAUGGAAGACAAUGCUAGACCUCAUGUGGCUGGAGUGUGUCAGCAGUUCCUGCAAGAGGAAGGCAUUGAUGCUAUGGACUGGCCCGCCCGUUCCCCAGACCUGAAUCCAAUUGAGCACAUCUGGGACAUCAUGUCUCACUCCAUCCACCAACGCCACGUUGCACCACAGACUGUCCAGGAGUUGGCGGAUGCUUUAGUCCAGGUCUGGGAGGAGAUCCCUCAGGAGACCAUCCGCACCUCAUCAGGAGCAUGCCCAGGCAUUGUAGGGAGGUCAUACAGGCACGUGGAGGCCACACACACUACUGAGCCUCAUUUUGACUUGUUUUAAGGACAUUACAUCAAAGUUGGAUCAGCCUGUAGUGUGGUUUUCCACUUUAAUUUUGAGGGUGACUCCAAAUCCAGACCUCCAUGGGUUGAUACAUUUGAUUUCCAUUGAUAAUUUUUGUGUGAUUUUGUUGUCAGCACAUUCAACUAUGUAAAGAAAAAAGUAUUUAAUAAGAUUAUUUCAUUCAUUCAGAUCUAGGAUGUGUUAUUUUAGUGUUCCCUUUAUUUUUUUGAGCAGUGUAGUAUCAUAACGAGCAUAUUCUGCAGUUUCUAUGACACUUACCUUUGUCAAAUAACUCUCAAAAUUCAAGAAGUGGAUCUCUAUUUCUAAAUAUAAUUUUUCCAAGAAUAUCAGCGCUGUCUAUGCGUUCAGCACAUGACCACUCGCGCAGCGGCAUUGCUCUGGCUACUAAGCAAAGACUAGUAACAUAAUAAACGUAAAAUAUUAUAUUCUGUUUUUGUUUAAAUACAUUUUCUUAUUUCCACAAUGUUUCUUUAGACCUGCCAAAAUGAAAUUAUACUGGAUUUCUUUGUGAUGAACUAGUGGUUUGUUGUUUUUACUGAUAGCCUAGAGUAACGCAAACUAAUGAAUAUGCUAUUUUGUUCUUUGAAAUAAUAGUUUUUUAGUAUUCUAAUGUUACCUAAGACCUUCAUGAACAAAACCAAAUUAUUAUUCUUCGGAUAGCACGUAUGAAAUAAAUGAAAUUAGACUGUUAGAAUGUUGGUGCAUCAUUGCCUGGAAGUGUGGAAGAUUGGCUUUAGACCUACGUUUUUCACUAGGACUUUGUAGAAUUAUACAAAACAUAUCCUUGACUCUAUCUAAACAAAUAACUAUUGUUAUAUUUUUUACAUGGGUAUAUUUCCACAAAUAUUUCUUCAUGCAAUUCAUCCUUUAUAAUUGUUUAUGCACUAUCAAGCAUUGGUGCACACCUUGCAGGUUGAUAUGCAUCUGAUGCGUAUGGUAAAGGGGACACCCAGCAACGUUCGCAACGUUUUGUAGUGGGUACUUAUAGGCUGAAAGGCCAGGCGGUUCUAGUGUUAACCAAGUCUCAAUAGCUAGCAGUGACACUAGCUACCAAAGGAGACUGAGAAGUAGAAAUUGAAUUUCUACUCCUAAACAAAAACCUUACGGUUACUACUCAACCUCUCGACAGGGUCUGAAGACCUACGCUCGGCAGCGAUAUCCUUCACGGUUCGAUUGUGAGCAGAUUAAGCAGGCAAACAGGUAUCCAGUCGAUAUGAGGAGAGCUAGAGUAAUGACACUCUUCGUGAGGAAGAGAAGCGAGCAUAAACAGAGGGCCGGAGAGUGGCUUCUUUUAUGGAAGUGAGGGUCUCACCUCAUGUGCCACUCUACCUGUCUGUCUCCAGCAGACGCUUUUGAUAGGUACUUCCGAGAGAGUAGGUGGCCCUAGCAAACCCCCACAUGUGAUACAUCGAAACAAGUACUUGAAAGAGAACACCAUUGAGAACACCAUUGGGUCCUUAUCAUUGCUUGUGCGUCUUAGCAAAGAAAGUCUCUACUCCUUUUAGAGUAUUGUUCCUUGAGCAUUUUAGCAAAGACCAUUUUCACUCGCUUUAGAGUAUUUCUGGUCUUAUAGGAACAUGGCCCUAUCCUGUGCUAUCUGAGUGCAGCAUUUGAUCCAGCCAUUGUCCCUCUCCCUGGUCUUAUCCCAACAGCUGUCUGGUGUUUGCUUGGUUCUAUUCAAGCCCCUGUCUCCACAACAAACACAGACAAAACAGUCUCCACAACACACACAGACAAAACAAGAUGGAUGCCCUGGCCUCUCAAACAGACAGAAGUGCUUUAAUCUUGGUCCACUGCCAUGGUGAUGGCAUGACAGCAGGGAAACCAUCUGUAGUGUCCCAAUCUUCCAUGUCCUGUUUGUCUGUCGCCUAGUGUGAGGUCAUGGAAAUGGCCAUGAGCUUUCCGGUUUCCCUCCUGGUGAAGGGGCCAGAGUGGGAGACCCUUUGAAGCUUAAUCAGGGCUUUACCACACAAAAGAAUAUUAAUGUCGCUUUUGCCCCUUGUUCACAAAAGCCUAUUCCUAGGCUGUGAUCUACAGUUUCUUUUUAAUUUCUGUGUGUGGUUGUGAGGGUGCAAGAGAGACCGAGGGGGAGCAUGGUUGCCAUGGUUAUACGCACUCUUUUACUUUGUGUAAUUGUUAGGGGUCUACUCACAAAAAAUUGAAAGAAAAAAACUUUAAUCAUGUGUAUUAAAUGGCUUAUUAAUUUUCCACUCAAUCUAAUUUUUGCUUGCAUUCUUGAUAGACAGCAGUUCUGUGCAGCUACAAAAGAACACAUAAUUACCGUGUAUAGCCCACGAAGAUCUCCCCAACCACACAAGCCCAAGGACACGAAGGAUGGGAGAGCUCGAGCAAGCCAGUGACUCAGCCCCCGUAAUAGGGUCAGAGGCAAAGAAUCCCAGUGGAGAGAGACAGCAAGGGUGGUUUGUCACUCCAGUGCCUUGUAUGAAAAUGUAUGCACUCUACUGUAAGUUGCUCUGGAUAAGACUGUCUGCUAAAUGACUAAAAUGUAAAUGUAGUCUAAUCUUGAAGUGACAAAAGCAUGGAUUAGAUUUUCUGCAUAAUUUUUGGACAAAAAGUUUCAGAUUUUUGAAAUGUAAGGAAGAUGGAAAAAGGCUGCUCUUGAAAUAUUUUUGAUAUGUUUGUCAAAAGAGAGAUCAGGGUCCAGAGUAACACUGAGGUCCUUCAUUUUUAUUUGAAACAACUGUACAACCACCAAGAUUAAUUGUCAGAUCCGACAGCAGAUCUUUUUGUUUCUUGGGACCUAGAACUAGCAUCUCUGUUUUGUCCAAGUUUAAAAGUAAAACAUUUGCCGCCAUCCACUGAAACACAGGCUUCCAGGGUUGGCAAUUUUGGGGUUCACUAUGUUUUCAUCAAAAUGUACAGCUGUGUGUCAUCUGCAUACAGGUGAAAGUUUACAUUUUAUUUCCGAAUGACAUCACCAAGAGGUAGCAUAUAUAGUGAAAAUAAUAGUGGUCCUAGAACGUAACCUUGAGGAAUACUAAAACUUACCAUUGAUUUUUCAGAGGACAAACCAUCCACAGAGACGAACUGAUAUCUUUCCGAUAGAUAGGAUCUAAACCAGGCAAGAACUUGUCUGUGUAGACCAAUUAAGGUUCACAAUCUCUCCAGAAGAAUGUGGUGAUCGAUGGUGUCGAAAGCGGUACUAAGGUCUAGGAGCACGAGGAUAGACGCAGAGCCUUGGUCUGACGCCAUUAAAAGGUACUUUACCACCUUCACGAGUGCAGUCUCAGUACUAUGAUGGGGUCUAAAACCAGACUGGAGCAUUUUGUAUACAUUAUUUUGUCUUCAGGAAGGCAGCAAGUUGCUGAGCAACAGCUUUUUCUAAAAUGUUUGAGAGGAAUGGGCAAUUUGAUAUAGGCUGAUAUUGUUUUCAAUUUUCCGGUUCAAGGUUUGGCUUUUUCAGGAAAUGCUUUAUUACUGCCCCUUUUAGUGAGUUUGGUACACAUCCAGAGGAUAGGGAGCCGUUUAUUAUGUUCAGCAUAGGAGGGCCAAGCAUAGGAAGUAGCUCUUUCAGUAGUUUAGUUGGAAUAUGGUCCAGUAGACAGCUGGAAGGUUUAGAGGCUGUGACUAUUUUUGUGAAUGUUUCGAGAGAUACAGGAUUAAAAAACUUGAGUAUUUCCAUUGAUCCGACGUCCUGGCAGUUCUGUGCAGACUCAGAACAACUGAGUUUUGGAGAAAUGUGCAUAUUCAAGGAGUGAGUAAUAUAUUUUCGAAUGAUUAUGAUAUUUUUGACCAGGCCCAAGAGGACCAACCCUGAAUCAUUCCUGAAACCCCCCAGCCUCCCCCGACCCAACCCUGAAACCCCCACGCCUCAGAGCCUGUGGGGUGACUCAAUUUACUCUCCCCACCCACAACACCCUCCAAUCCAAAGUCCCCUAGUAUCCUCCAAGAUAAUACAGUAUAUCACCAAGCAAGGAGGCCUCUCUCUCUGUCAGCUUAGUGGGACAGUGAGACAAAAGCUCUUGUGUGGGCCCCAGCCCAGAUGCAGGUGGGCACCUAAAGCAGUUCAGGAGACUACACUCUUAGAAAAAAGGGUUCCAAAAGGGUUCUGCGGCUGUUCCCAUAGGAGAUUCAAGUCUCAAGUCUUUGAGGACGUUUUCGGGUCGAGUCUCAAGUCAGCCACUCACUUUGUAAUGUAUGAGUUAUAAUAAGGUUGUCCUUAUGUUGUGGUUGUUUUUUCAGGUGAUGUACUUCAGCUCGUUGUUCCCCUACGUAGUGCUGAUCUGCUUCCUGGUCAGGGCUCUGCUCCUCAAGGGAUCUAUGGAUGGGAUUCCGACACAUGUUCACACCCAAGGUACAGUAUCCUAACCCUAAAGCUUACCCAAGGUACAGUACAGUACAGUCCUGGGGUUGGAACCGGUUCAGGGAACAGAACAGAAAACUGGAUAAUGACCAAUUUUCAGAGGAACAGAAUCAGAACCGGGAGCGAAGGUGAUCUAUACUGUUCCGGAUCAAAACCGUUGUUUUAAAAGCAUGAGAACUGGUUAAUAACAUUAUUUUACGUUCCGCCAUUUUUUUCCAGUCUCACAAAACUCUGUCACUCAGAAACUUAAGCCCCGUUUCAAUUGGCAAUUUGAAGUCAAACCGGGUUGGGCUGGCCUUGGUGGGCUAGCUCAAAUUGUGUUUCCACUGCCCCCAGAAAUGAGAAAUUAUGCAAUGUUGCUAAGUAGCCAAUAUGUGACUGCAGCUGGCUUCGCUAAUGUUGCUAGCUAGAUGGAAGAUGUUGAAUAAUUUCAUUCACCCUCACCAUGCUGUAACAAACGUUACCCCAUACUUCUGCAAGUACCAGCCAGAUUCAGAGCCAUGUAUUUUGCUUGCUAAUGUUAGCUAUCUAGCUAGCUAAACAGUUAGCGUCGUUGCUAGAAUAACAGGCUAGCUAGCUUAAUUCCUACCUUGCUUGCCAUGACAUUGGUUAUUAGAUAGCUACCUAACUAAGCAAACGAGUCAAUAGGUUUGAUAUGAUGUAGCUAGUUAGCUAGCUAGCUUUCAAUAUGACCUGGCCAGCUAAAAUUCCUGCUAGCUCACGUUAGCUAUCUAGCUAGCUUGUUUCAACUCUGAUUUGCUGGCUAACGUUAGGUAGCUAGCAUUCAAGGGCUGAAUGUUCUCAUAAAAGUUUAUUGUGUAGUGCAAAAAUGAAUGAAGGAUCCAGCUAUGGUGGUUAUUCGUGUCAUGUCUGACUACUGCAGUACUGCUUCUCCAUGUGCUAGCUAACAGCAACAAGCCCAGAUGAGCUAGCUAAACGUUUUGACAGCAUCCAGCAGUGAUCAGCUUUGCGGUUACAUAUUAAGGGCGUCACCAGCCCAAUUUCUAAUUUAGCUGGCACCAGCUGUGAAACUGGGCUGCGCUGGCCUGUGUUUCCCUCGACCCAGCUCGAAUUUGAGAUUUUCAUUCGAGCCAGCUCGAAUAUAGCCCUAAUUUUUAAGGGAAUGGGCUUAUCCAGUGUCUGCCUGCCAACUGGAAAUCUUUGCCAGUGUGUGUGCAUGUGUAGGCUACCUGCCCCUCCGCCUCUGAAGCAUAGGCUACUGUAGCCUACUGAUGUUACAUGCAUGAUUCAGAAAUUAGGGAGAGAGAUUUUUAAUUAGAGAAGAAUGGAUUAACUUUUUCAAUGCUAGUUAAGGAUACUAUAGUUAUCACAUUUCAAGUUGGAUUUAUUAACUACAAAAAGGUAAGACUUGUUUUUAUUUUAAUUCUGGUGCCGCUCUGCACACACAAGCUUGUUAGCUAGCUAACUAGCUCUGGUUCAACGUUAAGCCAACUCUCGGAAGUUCAAAGACAAUCAAAAUUCCUCCAUAGAAGUCGCUCAUCCGUAUGUAUAAUUCUGUGGGCCUAAUUCAAAUAAUGCAUGUCAUAACAAGAUGCCCAGCGCUUCAAGCCAAGCAUCCUCCACCCUAUCUCGCUCUCUCCCCACCCGCAGAGUUGCAAAGAAAAAGCCAUAUCUCAGACUGCCCAUCUUAAUCUUUUAUUUUUAUUGGCCAGUCUGAGAUAUGGCUUUUUCUUUGCAACUCUGCCUAGAAGGUCAGCAUCCCGGAGUCGCCUCUUCACUGUUUACGUUGAGACUGGUGUUUUGCGGGUAAUGAAGCUGCCAGUUGAGGACCUGUGAGGCGCCUAUUUCUCAAACGAGACACUCUAAUGUAUUUGACCUCUUGCUCAGUUGUGCACUGGGGCCUCCCACUCCUCUUUCUAUUCUGGUUAGAGCCAGUUUGCGCUGUUCUGUGAAGGGAGUAGUACACAGCGUUGUACGAGAUCUUCAGUUUCUUGGCAAUUUCUCGCAUAGAAUUGCCUUCAUUUCUCAGAACAAGAAUAGACUGACGAGUUUCAGAAUAACGUUUUUUGUUUCUGGCCAUUUUGAGCCUGUAAUCGAACCCACAAUUGCUGAUGCUCCAGAUACCCAACUAGUCUCAAGAAGGCCAGUUUUAUUGCUUCUUUAAUCAGCACAACAGUUUUCAGCUGUGCUAACAUAAUUGCAAAAGGGUUUUCUAAUGAUCAAUUAGCCUUUUAAAAUGAUAAACUUGGAUUAGCAAACACAAUGUGCCAUUGGAACACAGGACUGAUGGUUGCUGAUAAUGGGCCUCUGUACGCCUAUGUAGAUAUUCCAUAAAAAAAUUAGCCGUUUUCAGCUACAAUAGCCAUUUACAACAUUAACAAUGUCUACACUGUAUUUCUGAUCAAUUUGAUAAUAUAUUAAAUGGACCCCAAAGUUGCUUUUCUUUCAAAAACAAGGACAUUUCUAAGUGACCCCAAACUUUUGAACGGUAGUGUAUAUUGACUGAAAAUGUGCCAGAAUUCCAGGUAUUCUUUAAAGAGGUAGGGUUUCAAGUGUCUCCGGAAGGUGGUCAGUGACUCCGCUGUCCUGGCGUCGUGGGGGAGCUUGUUCCACCAUUGGGGUGCCAGAGCAGCAAAUAGCUUUGACUGGGCUGAGCGGGAACUGUGCUUCUGUAGAGAUAGGGGAGCUAGCAGGCCAGAGGUGGAUGAACGUAGUGCCCUCGUUUGGGUGUAGGGUCUGAUCCUGAAGGUAAGGAGGUGCCGUUCCCCUCACAGCUCCGUAGGCAAGCACCAUGGUCUUGUAGUAGAUGCAAGCCUCAACUGGAAGCCAGUGGAGUGUGCGGAGGAGCGGGUGACAUGAGAGAACUUGGGAAGGUUGAACACCAGACGGGCUGCGGCGUUCUGGAUAAGUUGUAGGGGUUUAAUGGCACAGGCAGGGAGCCCAGCCAACAGCGAGUUGCAGUAAUCCAGAAGGGAGAUGACAAGUGCCUGGAUUAGGACCUGUGCCGCUUUCUGUGUACACCUGUUCUGAAAGGCCCCAGAAUCUGCAACACCACUAAGCAAGGGGCACCACCAAGCAAGCGGCACCAUGAAGACCAAGGAGCUCUCCAAACAGGUCAGGGACAAAGUUGUGGAAAAGUACGGAUCAGGGUUGGGUUAUAAAAAAAUAUCAGAAAUUUUGAACAUCCCACGGAGCACCAUUAAAUCCAUUAUUUCAGAAAUGGGAAGAAUAUGGCACCACAACAAAACUGCCAAGAGAGGGCCGCUCACCAAAACUCACAGACCAGGCAAGGAGGGCAUUAAUCAGAGGCAACAAAGAGACCAAAGAUAACCCUGAAGGAGCUGCAAAGCUCCACAGCGGUGAUUGGAGUAUCUGUCCAUAGGACCACUUUAAGCCGUACACUCCACAGAGCUGGGCUUUACAGAGGAGUGGCCAGAUAAAAGCCAUUGCUUAAAGAAAAAAAUAAGCAAACACGUUUGGUGUUCGCCAAAAGACAUGUGGGAGACUCCCCAAACAUAUGGAAGAAGGUACACUGGUCAGAUUAGACUAAAAUUGAGCUUUUAGUCCAUCAAGGAAAAUGACAUGUCUGUCGCAAACCCAACACCUCUCAUCACCCGAGAACACCAUCCCCAUAGUGAAGCAUGGUGGUGGCAGCAUCAUGCUGUGGGGGAUGUUUUUCAUCGGCAGGGACUGGGAAACUGGUCAGAAUUGAAGGAAUAAUGGUUGGCGCUAAAUACAGGGAAAUUCUUGAGGGAAACCUGUUUCAGUCUUCCAGAGAUUUGAGACUGGGACGGAGGUUCACCUUCCAGCAGGACAAUGACCCUAAGCAUACUGCUAAAGCGACACUCGAGUGGUUUAUGGGUAAACAUUUAAAUGUCUUGGAAUGGCCCAGUCAAAGCCCAGACCUCAAUCCAAUUGAGAAUCUGUGGUAUGACUUAAAGAUUGCUGUACACCAGUGGAACCCAUCCAACUUGAAGGAGCUGGAGCAGUUUUGCCUUGAAGAAUGGGCAAAAAUCCCAGUGGCUAGAUGUGCCAAGCUUAUAGAGACAUACCCCAAGAGACUUGCAGCUGUAAUUUCUGCAAAAGGUAGCUCUACAAAGUAUUGAAUUUGGGGUGGUGAAUAGUUAUGCACGCUCAAGUUUUCUGUUUUUUUGUCUUAUUUCUUGUUUGUUUCACAAUAAAAAAUAUUUUGCAUCUUCAAAGUGGUAGGCAUGUUGUUUAAAUCAAAUGAUACAAAACCCCAAAAAAUCCAUUUUAAUUCCAGGUUGUAAGGCAACAAAAUAGGAAAAAUGCCAAGGGGGGUGAAUACUUUCGCAAGCCACUGUAUGUGCAGUGAGAAAGACAUCAAAAGCAGGGCUCAUUGUGUGAUUUGUAGUGUGUGCCUUCUAACUGGGUUAAGCCUUCCACCACACAAAGAUAGCAGUAGCAUGCUGGAUAUACUCUCCUUGUUGUGUCCUUGUUUGAUCUUCACCAGUUUUGACAAAGUGAUGUAACUCAACCAUGAUUCACAUGUCCACUGAUCUGCUCCACUGGUCCAAACAAUGGUUUGUCCACUACUAAAUGACGUAGUGUUGUCCUAAAGAGCCAAAUGUUGGUCAAAUGAAUCCACAGCAAGGAGAGAUGAGUCUGGAACUAUAGUUUAUCUUCCUUUAGCACCUCACCUAAAUGUGCAUUCUUUAUUUAUUUCCUUCCAGUUGGAGAUCAUGCUGGAGGCCAAGGUGUGGCGCGAAGCGGCCACACAGGUCUUCUUCGCCCUAGGCCUGGGUUUUGGAGGGGUCAUAGCCUUCUCCAGCUACAACAAACGGGAUAACAACUGUCACUUCGACGCGGUGCUGGUCUCCUUCAUCAACUUCUUCACCUCUGUGCUGGCCACCCUGGUGGUGUUCGCCGUGCUCGGCUUCAAGGCCAACAUCAUGAACACCAAGUGUGUCGCACUGUGAGUAGUACACUAUAAGCCACUCACUUUUAGAACACCGGAAUGUAGCCUAAUCCCCCAAAGCAUUACCCUUUGGUGAUUAUAGGCCAAUAUUGCCAAUAGGCCAAUAUAAUAUGCCUGUUUGAUUGUGACUUUUAGUUAAGAAGAUGCUUUUAUCGAUCGUACAUUUCAUAGAGACACACAGUAUAUUCAAUGCAAUGUAUGUGGCCAAUACUUGAAUCAUGCUGUAAACACUGAGCCAUGUGAUAAGGCCGAUAAGAUAUUAGCAUGGUCUUGUAUGAUAGAGUAUCCAUUUUGAUCUGGUUUUAUAUUAUUUUCAAUCUCUCAGGAACACUAAGAAGAUAAUUGCUUUGCUAGGGAAUGAGGUCAGCCACGACCUGAUCCCCCACCACAUCAACUUCAGCGCUACUGUGAGUGCUGAGGACUACCAACAGAUGACAGAGAUCAUCAGAGGGGUGACGGAGAAGGAUUACCCGCAUCUGGGCCUGGACUCCUGCAGCAUUGAGGAAGAGCUCAACAAGGUGAGGGGCCAUUGUCUUCCAACAGCUACAUCAUUCUAAUGCAACGAGUUGGUCAGUGGAGACAGCCGUCGCAACAUCUGACGUAAGGCAAUGGGUGAGGGGGCUCAAGGAAUGUAUAAUAUCAUUAUCUUUUUGCAUCUUUUAUAAUCAUAACAAUCGCUUUUAGGUAGCAUUUUACUUGAAGAAAACCCAUAAACAGUCAUAAAAACUUGUGUCAGACAUGGUAUCAUCACGUCAACUGACUUUGCACUGUCAUGUAACAAACCAGGAUUAGCUACGCCCAGAGCCAUAUAUUUAGAGAGUUGGGCCAACUUUUAGAAUGGACGCCAUGUUUGCGCCUGUGAGCAUUUCAUUUAUCCAUACAUGAUGAGAAUUUGGAAUCUUGUACAUAGCAUUGUUUAAAACUCAGAAAAUUCAGUGAAAUGCUAUUGGUCAUUAUAAACUGGGUGGUUCGAGCCCUGAAUGCUCAUUGGCUGACAGCCAUGGUAUAUCAGACCGUAUACCACGGGUAUGACAAAACAUUUAUUUUUACUGCUCUCAUUACGUUGGUAACCAGUUUAUAAUAGCAAUAAGGCACCUCGGGGGUUUGUUGAAUAUGGCCAAUAUACCACAGCUAAGGGCUGUAUCCAGGCACUCCGCGUUGCAUUGUGCUUAAGAACAUCCCUUAGCAGUGGUAUAUUGGCCAUAUACCAUACCCCCUCAUACCUUAUUGCUUAAAUAUAGCCCAUAGGGAGAUAACAUGGCUGCCAUGGAAUGUAGUGUCAUGUAAAUGCAUCAUAAUGCAGAAACCUCAAUGUCCUAGCUUUCUAAGGGUGCGUUCGUAAAUUCACUCUGGCUAUCUACUCGGAUUUCAGAGCACUCUCAUCUGAGUGUGCCAGAGCGCAGAAUAAUUGAUGAAUUUAUGAACGCGCAACACCCGUUGAAAAUGACUGGUGUCGGCAAAAAAACAUUGUUAAAUUGUUGCAAGCAGCACAGUUACAGUCACUAACGCUCUAGAUAAAAUGAAAACAUCCUAACCAGCUCUGCUAGAGCGAGUAAAAUGGUCAGAGUGAGGUGUUCUCUCAUUUGUGUCUGGAAGUAGCUAGCAAGCUAGCCAACUUUAGCCGGUUAUCUUGGGUGUUUGACUGCCGUUGUGAUGUUAGAACGCUUGGAUCAACCCUUCUACUCGGCCAGAGCGUCUGGUGUGCGCUCUAAAUGCUCUGAGUGCGAAACACUCAGAAUUUACUAAAUGACCCAGAGCGCACUCUGACACACUGGAGGCAAUUUACGACCACACCCUAAAUAUAUGGCUCUGACUACGCCUAUCCAAUGACAUUUUUUUGUGUCAUAACAGUGCAAUGUAAACUGUUACUGAACACUGUUUUCCACAGACUGUGGUAGACUUGUCUCUAGAUGUUGUCUACAGUCGUGGUCAAAAGUUUUGAGAAUGACACAAAUACACAUUUUCACAAAGUCUGCUGCCUCAGUUUUGAUGAUGGCAAUUUGCAUAUUCUCCAGAAUGUCAUGAAGAGUGAUCAGAUGGAUUGCAAUUAAUUGCAAAGUCCCAUGACAAUGAACUUAAUCUCCCAAAAAGAUUUCCACUGCAUUUCAGCCCUGCCAAAAAAGGACCAGCUGCCAUCAUGUCAGUGAUUCUCUUGUUAACACAGGUGAGUGUUGACAAGGACAAGGCUGGAGAUCACUCUGUCAUGCUGAUUGAGUUAGAAUAACAGACUGGAAGCUUUAAAAGGAGGGUGGUGCUUGAAAUCAUUGUUCUUCCUCUGUUAACCAUGGUUACCUGCAAGGAAAACACGUGCCGUCAUCAUUGCUUUGCACAAAAGGGCUUCACAGGCAAGGAUAUUGCUGCUAGUAAGAUUGCACCAAAAUCAACCAUUUAUCGGAUCAUCAAGAACUUCAAGGAGAGAGGUUCGAUUGUUGUGAAGGCGUCAGGGCGCCCAAGAAAGUCCAGCAAGCGCCAGGACCGUCUCCUAAAGUUGAUUCAGCUGCGGGAUCGGGGCACCACCAGUGCAGAGCUUGCUCAGGAAUGGCAGGAGGCAGGUGUGAGUGCAUCUGCACGCACAGUGAGGCGAAGAUAUUUGGAGGAUGGCCUGGUGUCAAGAAGGGCAGCAAAGAAGCCACUUCUCUCCAGGUAAAACAUCAGGGAGAGACUGAUAUUCUGCAAAAGGUACAGGGAUUUGGACUGCUGAGGACUGGGGUAAAGUCAUUUUCUCUGAUGAAUCCCCUUUCCGAUUGUUUGGGGCAUCCAGAAAACACCUUGUCCGGAGAAGACAAGGUGAGCGCAACCAUCAGUCCUGUGUCAUUCCAACAGUAAAGCAUCCUGAGACCAUUCAUGUGUGGGGUUGCUACUCAGCCAAGGGAGUGGGCUCACUCACAAUUUUGCCUAAGUACACAGCCAUGAAUAAAGAAUGGUACCAACACAUCCUCCGAGAGCAACUUCUCCCAACCAUCCAAGAACAGUUUGUGACGACCAAUGCCUUUUCCAGCAUGAUGGAGCACCUUGCCAUAAGACAAAAGUGAUAACUAAGUGGCUCGGGGAACAAAACAUUGACAUUUUGGGUCCAUGGCCAGGAUCUCCCCAGACCUUAAUCCCAUCGAUCCUCAAGAGGCGGGUGGACAAACAAAAACCCACAAAUUCUGACAAACUCCAAACAUUGAUUAUGCAAGAAUGGGCUGCCAUCAGUCAGGAUGUGGCCCAGAAGUUAAUUGACAGCAUGCCAGGGCGGAUUGCAGAGGUCUUGAAAAAGAAGGGUCAACACUGCAAAUAUUGACUCUUUGCAUAAACUUAAUGUAAUUGUCAAUAAAAGCCUUUGACACUUAUGGAAUGCUUGUAAUUAUACUUCAGUAUACCAUAGUAACAUCUGACAAAAAUAUCUCAUAACACUGAAGCAGCGAACUUUGUGAAGACCAAUACUUGUGUCAUUCUCAAAACGUUUUACCACGGCUGUACACGUCAAGAUUUGACUUUCCAAUUAUUAGAAACCUUAAGGAAAAUGUUCUUACUAGAAGUGGAUAUUACUGACUUACUUACAUAAAACCUUCUUCUUCUUCUUCUUCUUCUUCUUCUUCCCUGUCUUCCUCCUCCUCCCUGUCCUCCUCCUCCUCCUCAGGCAGUGCAAGGUACAGGCCUGGCCUUCAUUGCCUUCACAGAGGCCAUGACCCACUUUCCGGCAUCUCCCUUCUGGUCCGUCAUGUUCUUCCUGAUGCUGGUUAACCUGGGCCUGGGCAGCAUGUUCGGAACCAUCGAGGGCAUCAUCACACCUUUGGUCGACACCUUCAAAGUCCGCAAAGAGUUCCUCACAGGUCAGUCCGAGACAGGGGAUGGAGGAAUAUAUGGCUCAUUAUAUCUCAAUUCACCUUUCCAUGAUUCCUCUCAUCUUAUCUCCUCGUUCCUUCUCAAUCGUAUUGGAGAAGGUCCAAGGUCCCCAUCGGACCUUCUUCAAUGCAUUGUGAAGGAGGACGCAAGCAGAGAAGAUGCGAGUAAUUGAGCAAAAAUUAAGAGAGAAAGCCUGUGUCAGUGUGUGGAGGUAGACAUUUUUCCACAAUGUAUCCUCAGCUGAACUCUAUUGAUGUGUGUUUGCUAUAGUAACAGGUCAAUUAAGUAUUACCUACGUGUAUGAUGUAUUAUGGCUUUUUGCUUUAAUGCUUCUGGCUCAAUAUUGCAUAAUACUAAUCUAAUGCACAGUAGAUGUGUGGCACCAAAGAUAAUUUCAUAAUUAUGUUGCACUUAGUUGCAGCCACAUGUUGAUCAAUAUUGUGCAUGAAUUCUGUUAAUGAGGAUGGGUCAUUCUUGAAUUGCGGUGGUAAAUCCUGUCCCUUGUCUUUGGUACCAUGUAAAAAAAAAAAAAAAAACUUUAAAAUGACAAAAACAGAACAAAUAAGACAUGUUCCGUUUUAUUUAACUGUUAUUUAAUAAGUAAACGUAUGUGACCCACCACCUGCACCAUACUUGCAAUGAAAACAACUUUCUGACAAAAUUAGAAACGUAAAAUAUCUGAAAAUGUAUCGAGACUCUUACCGGUAUACAUGGAUGAACGCUUCUCCCUCUCUGUCAUGGAUGCCAUGGUUGCCCUUAGUUUGAAAAUGUAAUCCGGAGACAGGUGUUUUAUACAACAGCCUUCUGUGUUCUCUUUUCGACUCCCUGCGCAUUUUCAAUCAUACUCUGCUUCCACCGGGCGUUCCACUGAUUUCAAAACUCGGUCAACUUCUUCCAUGACAACAACACUGUUGAUCGCCGUUUCUUCCCCAUCACUGUCAUCAGAAGACUCUACGAUGUCUUGUUCAAUGAAAAUGUUUUGACAAAAAUCAGGGAUUUCAACAUCAUCUGAUUCAUUUGUAGAGUCAAAGAGUAGUAAGUAGUCCAUCACAACUUUUUCCCACUGAUCCUUGUCGAUAGCACCUGUUAAAUUUAGGGCAGCAAUAUUGAGAGCAGUAGCAACACUUUUGCAGUUCGUCAUGAUAUCUUUCAAAAAAGCCGUGGUAGUACUGAGCAGCUCAUGUUAUAGACACAAGCAUGCUACAUGGCAGACCAAUCUGAACUCAUCUCGCGUCCAGCCCAUCCAUUAUGUUAGCCAAUCAUGGCUAGCGGGAAGGUUCCUGUCUUUUUCUGUGGCUAAACAAACUAGGCUAGUAAUUUAACAAUAUUAUUUGUAUUUACAGAUGGCAUACAAGUUUGUUAUUAAGGAAUCAAAGAAUCAAAUCAAAUCAAAUUGUAUUUGUCACAUGCGCCGAAUACAACAGGUGUAGACCUUAACCAACAAUGCAGUUUUAAGAAAGAAUACCAAAAUAAUUACAGAAAAAAUUACAAUAUAAAAUAAUACGAAAUAAAAGUAACAAAUCAUUAAAGAGCAGCAGUAAAAAUAACAAUAGCGAGGCUAUAUACAGGGGGUACGGGCACCGGUUAGUCGAGGUAAUAUGUAAAUGUAAACUCAGCAAAAAAAUAAACGUCCUCUCACUGUCAACUGCGUUUAUUUUCAGCAAACUUAACAUGUGUAAAUAUUUGGAUGAACAUAACAAGAUUCAAAAACUGAGACAUAAACUGAACAAGUUCCACAGACAUGUGACUAACAGAAAUUGAAUAAUGUGUCCCUGAACAAAGGGGGGGUCAAAAUCAAAAGUAAUUGUCAGUAUCUGGUGUGGCCAACAGCUGCAUUAAGUACUGCAGUGCAUCUCCUCCUCAUGGACUGCACCAGAUUUGUCCGUUCUUGCUGUGAGAUGUUACCCCACUCUUCCACCAAGGCACCUACAAGUUCCCAGACAUUUCUGGGGGGAAUGGCCCUAGCCCUCACCCUCCGAUCCAACAGGUCCCAGACGUGCUCAAUGGGAUUGCAGGAAAUCACGCACAGAAUGAGCAGUAUGGCUGGUGGCAUUGUCAUGCUGGAGGGUCAUGUCAGGAUGAGCCUGCAGGAAGGGUACCACACAAGGGAGGAGGAUGUCUUCCCUAUAAUGCACAGUUUUGAGAUUGCCUGCAAUGACAAUGCAAAUAGUCUGGGUAGCCAUUUGAUUAGAUGUUCAGGAGUCUUAUGGCUUGGGGGUAGAAGCUGUUUAGAAGCCUCUUAGACCUAGACUUGGCGCUCCGGUACCGCUUGCCGUGCGGUAGCAGAGAGAACAGUCUAUGACUAGGGUGGCUGGAGUCUUUGACAAUUUUUAGGGCCUUCCUCUGACACCGCCUGGUAUAGAGGUCCCUGGAUGGCAGGAGGCUUGGCCACAGUGAUGUACUGGGCCGUACGCACUACACUCUGUAGUGCCUUGCGGUCGGAGGCCGAGCAGUUGCCAUCCAAAGUGUCACUUGGUGUUAGAACAUUUUAAUGAAGGGAAAUAACAUUGUGAGUAACAUAAUUAAUCAUAUUAAUUGAGUAAAUUAUUUUUAAAGGAUUGAUGACCUUAGAUUUUAGAAUUUGUGGCCUCCAUUUCAGAAAAUGUACCUAAAAUGUAUCAUUGGUGUUACCGUCAUUGGUGUUACUACUCCUACUGGUGGUACAAUGUUAUCAUAAUGGUACAAAUGAUUUCAAGUCAUUAAGCUACCAUAGUAGUUGAUGUAGAAUGGGAAGUUAAAAUAACAUAUUUUCUUCCAAAAUGCCAUGCCCAAAUGCCACCGUAAUUCAAGAAUGACCCAGAUGGCAUUUCUCCCCCUUGUCCCUUUUUACUAAUGUCCAUGUAUUCUCCCUCCUGUAACAGUGGGUGUCUGUCUGCUAGCCUUCUUCAUUGGCCUGCUGUUCGUCCAACGAUCUGGGAACUACUGGGUGGCCAUGUUUGAUGACUACUCCGCCACGCUGCCCCUGCUCAUAGUGGUCAUCCUGGAGAAUGUGGCUGUUGCUUGGGUCUACGGGACUGACAAGUAUGUACAUGUCAAAUUAUAUACAGAAUGUCAGUAAUCUGUGGUUUUCUCCAAUAUAAUUCCAAAUUCAAAGCUGUCCAUCCAAAUACAAUGACAAAUAUUAUUUAAAUUCAGUAUUCAGAAUUAGUUAACCAUGAAAAGUUAUCAUGAAAUAAUACCACUUAACUUUAAUAUUACCUGCUAUCACCUCUGGUAUAUUGUACAGGUACUGUAUGUUAAACAUAAUUGCCAAACUCAACACAGUCUAAAGUGUGUACCAUUAUGUAUCCUCACCUUCUGUGGGAUCCUGUCCCUGCUUCUCCCUUGUUCCUCCGCCCAGGUUCUUUGAGGACCUGAAGGACAUGCUGGGCUUCACUCCGUUCCGGUUCUACUACUACAUGUGGAAGUACGUGACCCCCCUGCUGCUCAUCCUGCUGCUGGGCUCCAGUGUGAUCCAGCUGGGAAUGACCCCACCCAGCUACAGUGCCUGGAUAGAGGACCUGGUGAGUCAUCUGUGGUAUCUGUGGUCUCUGUUGCAACUGUCAAAUACAGUAUUUUAGUUCAGUUUACCUUCGGUUCAAUUAAUGGGAUACACAGGCUUUUGUUACACUCCCGUACCAAAACACCCAAUUCAACUACACAUCAAGAGCUCUGUUAACUUUUUCUAUAGUCCAAAUUGCCUCCUGUACUUGCCUUUUUUCCUUUAUCCACACUAAUUGUAAAAUACCUGGAAACCUGGAUGGUUACUUGAUAGCCCUCUGCCAUAAUAGCUUCACCAAUCCUCUUGGAUUAUGAGAUCAGCACAGAUGGAGGAGAGGACUUAACUUAGACUAGAGGACUUUACACUUAAAAGUGAUUUAAGAUGCAACCUAUUGUCACAUGGGCCCAACUUGGUUUUAGUGUUAGUAUCAGUUUCAGGCCAGUGAGAAGUAAUAUACAGUAGUAACCUCUUGCUCUCCCUCCCUCCCCGUGUGUAUGAGGCCAGUGAGAAGUCUCUGAGCUAUAGUGAUAUACAGUAGUAGUAGCAUUAGUAGCAGGAAUACUAUACAGUUCUAACCUCUCACUCCCUCCCUGUCUCUCCUAGGCCAGUGAGAAGUCCCUUAGCUAUCCUCCGUGGGGCCUGGCGGUCUGCAUCUCCCUGGUGGUGAUGGCCAUCAUGCCCGUGCCCGUGGUCUUCUUCCUCCGCUACUUCAACAUCAUCGACGAGAACGCUGGCGUGGUGUCCACCAUCUCCUACAAGAAGGGCCGCAUCAUCAAGGAGAGCGCCAGGCCCGAGGAGGACGACGAUGCCAGCCUCAUCCACGCCAAGUCGCCCGGCAGUGAAGCGCCCUCGCCCAUGCCUGGCAACAGCAUCUAUCGUAAGCAGAAUGGAGGGGUCCCCGAUGCUGCGCCCAAUGGCCGCUACGGCAUCGGCUACCUGAUGGCUGACAUGCCAGACAUGCCCGAGUCAGACUUAUAG
Coregonus sp. 'balchen' is the source of this 53130-nucleotide messenger RNA. NCBI's taxonomy places the organism in Eukaryota, Metazoa, Chordata, Actinopteri, Salmoniformes, Salmonidae. The record is from the annotation of a GenBank genome assembly.